ACGCUGCGCUUGUUCUCCGGUGGCGGCGGCGGCGGCACCUGCGAGGGUCGCGGAGGAAGAAUCCGGUCGGGGAACGAGGGGCGGCGAGGGAGCCUCGGGCUUGGUGCCCCUGCCUUGUUUCUGGUCCAGGUCACCCGACUGCUGUCGCUGAGAGGCUUCCGCGGAUCCAGCUCAGCCCGGGAUAAGGAGAACCGGGACUGUGUGGCCACAGAUACUUGUGUGUGUGCAUUUAUAUAGCUGUUCCUCAUCUUCCUGAAGGUAUCCAAGCGGGGGCCUGCUCAGCACCCCCUUUUCCUCAGCCAAUGACGGGGGGGGGUUUGGGUGGGUGGGGGGAUGCUUAGGGGGCGCCCGUCUGGCAACUGGGCUCUUGCACCCAUCAUCAUCUCCUGUCCUUUUAGCUAAACCAGAAAACCGUAGCCAUGAAAUUGCCAGCAACUGCAUCGUGCUAUGAAGCAACACGUGUAGAGAACGAAAUUCUAGGUUACUGCCAGUGAUUUUGUUCUUACUAGUCCUCUCUCUUGUCUUGCUCAUUAUGGUUUUAUAUAUAUCGUUACAAAGCUUCUUUUCUGAAUGCGGGUCCUUGACUGUCCUAAAGAGAUUGGCUGGUAUUUAGAGCAGUGGUCGUCUUCAGCCUUUUCAGACCCAGGAGAGAGCUUUUGCCCCAACGCAACAUGUGUUUGGGGAUCCACUUCUUAAUUACACUUGAUUUGCUAUUUAUUCUGGAGGGGUGGUGUGCUUGUUAUGAGCCAGCCUUCGGCCAGUUGUGACCCAGCAGUUGGUCCUGACUCACCAGUUGAAGAUUAAGUUUUUGGAUAAUUUGGAGAAGGAACCCCCUACAAAUGGUUUUUUUGUGUGGUGGUGACUUACAUUUUGCCCACUUUAUCAGUUCCCAAGUCCAUGGCUGAAUUUAAUGCUUGAUUGUACUUUGCUAUAACAAGUUCUGGGUUUUCUUACCUUUUUAAAAAAGCUUUAGAAUGGGAAGACCCACGUUCAAUUCCCAGCUCAACCUGAAGUUCAGUAACUUGGGUUGCCAUAUUUCAAAAAGUAAAAUUCUUGACACCCGCAAAGUUGCUCCCCCCUCCCCCCCAAAUAGGGGAGGUUUUGGAGCUGUUUCCACUGCUUUUUCUAUUGCAUUGCCAUACAUCCGGGGUUUUCUCUGACAUUUUGCAGAUUUGGCAAUGUUCCUUCCUGACGCCAUUUUUACACCUGAAAGCUGGGACAUGUCAACCAGCCUCACUGCUUUUGUGUGGUAAUGGCAUCCUGUGCAUUAGGUGCAAAAGAGAGCAGACCUGUGUGUUUAAAAACUACGGAGAAGAGGAAAUUGAGCCAGGUAAAAUGUGUACAAGUGCAGCUGAGAAAAGCUGUACGGGCUAAAAUUCUCUCGUACAGCUAUCAAUACCCUUUACAGAGUGUGCUGGGAUUCUGCAGGACUAGGGAUUACUGCAUUUAUAAAAUCUAGUAGUAAGCAGUUUUGAGAGGAUUGCAUGACAGGAGAUGUGCAUGGCUUUGUCCCUCCUGCCUUUAGACUUGCCACCUUACCUUGCAUUUUUGCUGCAACAGCAAAAUCUAUCUUCAUUGGACCCUGGUGUCGUUCUAUAUACAAAAUAUAUUUCUAAGUUUUUGUUUUCUAUAUUCCUUUCGUGAAGGGAAAGGACCCUGGGAUGAGCCUACGCCAUGGGAGUAGCAUUGACAAGAGCAGCUCAGUGGACUGCCGCUGGUUCUGGAAAAGGAACGCUGGAAAUCACACCACUGAAUGAAUCACUUUUGAAUGAAAUCAUUAAGUUUACGGAAAACUUUAGCAACAAACAUCCUCAAGAAGCUGCCUUUGUCUUUAAGGAACCACUUGAAUGGCAGACAAAACUAGAGCCUUCAAUGUUUGAGUCAGGCUAUGAAGUCAGGUAAGACCAAGGUCAAUGACCAUUUCUGAAAUAAUGUAAGUAUAAAAAGUGAAGCCUGCCCAUUAAGAUUAUUGUUCUUUAUCACUCCUUUAUAACAUAUCAACAUUUCUUGCUUUCUGUGUAUAGAUGUUGUAGGAAGUAGGCAGAAUGGAAAACAUUAUGUUGUGAUUUGUAACUUCCCAUUCCACCCCUUUGGGGCCUCCUCCUAUUACUUUGCACUUACAUUUUCACACCAUCCGGAAUUCAAUAGAUUUCACAAGCCUGUGCAUAGAUUCAUAGUGACGAAAGCUCACCAGUUCUUGUAGUAAUAGCAAAGGGGAUAUUCCAACCCAAGUUAAGCACUUUGUCAUUGAUUCAAUGGAACAUAAAUCUUAUCUUUGACUCUGUUGUACCCAGAGGUAUCUGUGUUUACUGAUGCUCUGACCAGGCAUGCAUAUUAAAGAGGUCCUGAAGAAGAAUGACUGUAGAGGGGUAGAAAGCAUUGUCAGAAGCAGGUUUUAAUCCCUCUGCCUCUUGAAUACUCCUACUACAUUCUUUUUAAACAACUUGCAUCACUCUUGCAAAUUUUGUAUUGUGUACAGUACAUCCAGGAGAUGCAGUGGCAUGGCUUGUAUGUCACAGUAAACCACAGUUCCUUGGUAGACUUUUAUGGCAGAAAGAAGAAGAGGUGCAACCCAGACUGGAAUAGCCAAAUUAUGCAGGGAAUGGGUUUCAUUCCCAUUAUUGUACAUUCUGUGGAAAAGGCAACUGGAAUGUACAAGACCGCUAGGAAAGGGAAAACACACACCUCCUAGGAAACAGGGAUGAUGGAGAAUGGUGCAAGAUGCACAUUUAACCUUUGCCCUUAAGGUAUUCCCUAGCAAAUCUCUUCUGUAAUCUCUGAUAUAAGUGACUAGGCAUCUUACUUAUUUAUUGCAUUUAUAGCCCACCUUUUUCUCCAAGAAUUUCAAGGUGGCAUACAUAUAGUUUUCUGCUCAUCAUCAUUUAAUCCCCACAACCUUGUGAGAUAGGUUAGUUAGGCCAAGAGGCAGUGACUGGCCCCAGGUCACCCAGUGGCCAAGUGGGGAUUUGAAACCUGGUCUCACUCCCAUGGGAAAAGUGAAGUGUUGUGCAUUUGAGACACUGCUGAGAUGAGGACAGAGCAUGUCCCUGGGAGGCCUCCAUAUAACCCUCUUCAGAUAAUAUGCCAGACACAGAUACAUUGUGCUUCCAAGUGUCAGUACAUGAGUCCUCUCUUAUGUUUCCCCUUCUCCGCAAUCAUAAUGGUGAGUAUUUUACUAGCAAUUGCUGUAUUACAACUGCUAAGUGAAUACCUGUAACAUCUCAGCGAUUUACAAACAUAUGAUUAAAGCUGACGUUGUCUCUGGAAAUAUUAUCAUAGACUGGAAGGAGAAGAGCAUGUGCUAUCACAUAGUGAUAGCACACAUAUCAGUGUCCCUUUUCCCUGUUGUUCAUAUCACAACUUUAGGUCUCUCUUGCAAUUUUUUCCAAUGCCAUGUAUGCUUUAUUAUAAAAUUGUUAAAAAAAUAAAUCCAGUUGUUGUGAAUUCUUGCAUAUUAAGUUGUUGUUUUAUUCUACCAGUGAAAAAACAGCUAAGUCUCAAGAAUUAGACAAAGAUGGGCAGCCACUGCUCCUGCUCAAAGGAUCAACUAUCAGCGUUCGCAGUUUUGCGCAACUGUCUCGUUUGCUACAUGUCGCUGGAGAAAAAUCCCUAAAAGAAACUCGUGCAUGCCUUGAAGGUAUUCAAGACUUAUUUGCCCACACAACUGGAAGCUUCUCAGCCAUACAGGGAUGCAGCUUUUUUGACCCCAUCCAUGUUUUGCCUUUUUCCUGCCUUAAAAAGAAUAUAAAGUAUGACAAGGACUAACUGUGAGGGGAAUCCCAUUGUUAUCUUUGUGUAAAGUCAGAAACUAUGUUAAAAUUGAGUAACCUUUAGGCCUAUUUAAAACAUUACUCUGUGCUAUUCAUGCAAAGUUAUUUUAUGUGAACUUAAGCUGUUAACUUCCUGGUGUGAUGUUUAUCUGAAUUUCUUACACUACUAUGAAUUCUUUACAGCCAAUAGAGAUCCCAUUGUGAAAAUUCUUGGCCCCGGUUAUGGGACAAUUGAAGGAGAGGAUAUGUCCAUGCUUCGUUUACUAGACAAAAUGAAAAAAGAAGAGGCUUCUGAUAAUGAAAUGAAAAUGAAGAUUUCCUUACUUCUCCAGCAACUGGAUAUGCAACUACUUAAUAGCUCUUUAAAACAGAUUUCACAGUGAGUGUAUUUCAGAUAGUAUUCGUUAUAUAUAUGUAUUCCACUUUAUCAUGCCAAAACCUAAGCCUCUCAUGCAGGCUUACUUUAUGUAAGAUGUUACAGUAAGUGCCACACUUUUAACAUGGGGGGAGGGGGGUGCCGGUACUGCGUUCCCUUGCGUACCCUCAGAAAAAAACCACUGGUUUUAGCAAAGAAGGUUUUACACUUAGCUUUAUUAAUGUGAAACCCAAGUGAUUUGAAAGGGAUUUUUUCAGGUUUGCAAAAAUUAAAGGUAUGAAAAUAUCUUUAAUGUUUUCUAUAAUCUUGCAGUACAAAUAUGUGCAAUAUGAUCUUAAGAUAAGUUCAGGACAGACAAAAUGAAUUAUUUCUAAACAACGGAAUCCACUCCCACAUGAUAUAGUAGGGCCUUGGACAGCUUUAGAAAGGGAUUUGACAAAUUCAUGUAUGAUUAGGCUAUCAAUGGCUACUAAUGCUGGUUAUAUAUUACCUACAGUUUGAGGAACAAUAUGACUCUGAAUGCCAGCAGUAGAGAUCCACAGAACUGAGAGAACAGUAUAUAGUGCCCAAGGCCACUAUACAAUUUCAAACUUUUCAUUAAAUCCAGAUUUGCCCUUUCCGAGAAAAAUGUGAUUAAAUUUAAGAACACCAACACUGUCGCUAGUGACCUGGUUGCACCAUCUGAAUGGCCUUGUUUGGUAUAUCAAGUGUCCAUUUGGAAGCCUUGGUUUAAGAAAGACCCAACAUUCCUUUCUUCCCCAUUAAUACUAUAAAUAUCUGCUUGACAAUUAGAAUAUAACUCAUUUAUUCUAAUUACAGAGAAGUGAGGUUAACUCCAGCUGUUGUGAAAAAUGAAAUAGAACUCCUUAAACGUUUCUCAGGAGCAAAAGAAGAUGCAGUCCUUGAAUCACUGGAAUAUACAUCAGGUCCAAACUCUACUUUUUAUCCAUAUCUUAUUUUUGUAAUUGCACAGUCAUUGAAAAUAUAGGCUAGUAUAUUAGCACCUACGUUAUCGGAUGGCUUAUCAGCAUCCAUUCAGCAGAAAUCUCACUCUGCCUUUGCCCUCAUGUCCUUCUUUAAGAGCUCCAAAGUGACUGAUGAAAUAUCUCAGGAUUUCACUCUUCAUUUAUAUUAAUACUAACAAUUUUUACUAUUUUAAUAAAAUGAUUUCAUGCCUCUAUGCUAGUCAUAUACAUCACAACUAUGGGCCAAACAUUGCUGUUGUUUGAUUACAGACUACGAAUUUUCAAAUGGAUGCCGUGCCCCACCUUGGAGACAAGUCCAUGGUGAAAUUUGCUAUUUGGCCAUUAAACCAGUUGACACAGAUCUUAUGUACGUCACUUGCAGCACGGCAGGAGUAUUUUUAAAUGGAGUAAGUAAUACUUAUAUUCAAGAGUAAACCUUGAUGACAUUUAUAGUUAAGAACAUGCCAAAACUUCAGAUAAGUUGCAUUUGUCUAUGAGCAGCCAGUUCUGAACCAAACAUGGGAACAGGUCAGUUAACCUAGAUCAGUGUUUCUCAACCAGGGGGCAUGUGACAAACUUGGGAGAGGUGGAAUGUUUCCAAAAAAUAUGUACAAUAUAAGUAAAAAAAAAAAGUCACAACAUUUCAAUAAAAUAAUUAGGAGAGCCAUGUUUGAAGGCAGGGGGCUUGGGAUUUUUAUGUUAGCUAAAGUGGGGGGCAUAGAUUUUAAAAAGAUUGAGAAACCCUGAUUUAGAUGCUAGUACUUCUGCUUAGCGGGUGGCGCUGUUGGUUAAACCACAGAGCCUAGGACUUGCUGAUCAGAAGGUCGGCGGUUCGAAUCCCUGCAACGGGGUGAGCUCCCGUUGCUCGGUCCCUGCUCCUGCCAACUUAGCAGUUUGAAAGCACGUCAAAGUGCAAGCAGAUAAAUAGGUACCGCUCUGGCAGGAAGGUAAAUGGCGUUUUCAUGCACUGCUCUAGUUCACCAGAAGCAGCUUAGUCAUGCUGGCCACAUGACCCGGAAGCUGUACGCCGGCUCCCUCGGCCAAUAAAGCGAGAUGAGCGCCGCAACCCCAGAGUCGGUCACGACUGGACCUAAUGGUCAGGGGUCCCUUUACCUUUACCUUUACUUCUGCUUAACCCUUUACACAGGUUGAAAAGGGACUGUACCAAAGAAAGUGCUCAGUGACUCAUUAUUUAGCCUUAUAUUUCCAAACAGUUGAGAAUGUGUAUGUCAAACUAAUGCUCCCCCGUGUUUAAAGUCCACGUCAUGCUAUCCAACAUGAGUAAUUUCCACCUUUUUUAAAAUUAGGGAGGCUUUCAAAUACCAAUUUAACUCAGCACACAGAUGUUUUAAUGCUUAUUUCACCUCCUGCAUGCUUUACAUUUUUGUUGUUCUUAAUGUUACGCUUUUUAUACCUCAGUUUAUAAAUUAGAAAACAAAUUGCUCUCUGAUUACAAUAAUGAUUUAUCAAGAAGAUACAUGUAAACUCUCAGAAAUCGUUGUAUAAAUAAAUAAAUAAAUUAAAUAAAUGAUACUGCUGAGAGAAGCUGUGACAAAAGGAGAGAAAAGAGUGGACUAAUGUUGCACUGAGUGUUGUGUUGAGCAACUUGCACUCACCUUCAGCCUCAUGAGCAAUUUCAAGGCAGAGUGGACUGAACCACACUGAAUUAUUUCAAGACAAGGACUAGAAUCCUGAGCACCUAUAUUAGGGAGUCCUGUUGAACUCAACAGAGCUUACGUCUCAGAUAUAUAUAGGAUUUCACUGUAAGUCUAUGAUUCUGAUGACUGAAACAUUUUGGUUGUGAGAUUAUGCAAGACUGGGAAGUAAGUAAACUACUCCUUUUUUUACAGGGAAGGGAAAAAGAGAAGAAUGAAAUCAAUUACGAGAGAAUGAGUGACAUAUACAAAGAUCUUGUCACGUUUUUAAGGGAAAGAUCAGCAACAUUUGUAGAAAACAUGGCUAAACAGGUAUGCAUUUCAGACUUACUCCCCAAUAACCUGUCAUAACAGUUUGCAGAGAUAAACAGCUGAAUUGUUUUUAUGUUUAGGAUGGUAUUUAUUUAUUUUUCCAUAAAAUUUAUGCAUUGAUUGUAAAACAACAGCAGCAGCAACACCCCGAAGUGGUAGCGGCACAUACACAGAAACACAAAGUAUUAGAAAUGAUUGGCUUACAGGGAUAUGGAAAUAAGUUUUACCAUACAAUCAUAUAUUUCAUAGUUGUUCAUUGGGGUUUUCUUCAAGGUACAUGGGUAUAGGAUUGAAGUCUUAGGAACUUAUCUGUUUCUAUAUACCUUUUUCCAGAACUGAGCUGGUUUUAUUUUGCAUUAUGAAUGAAAACUGAGUUUCCAAAAGCACAGUGUUCAAAAUAGUAGAACUGCAAGUUAUGCAAACAGUUCUAAAAAGUAAUUGUUACCUAAGUGUGUAAUACAGUCCCUUGACUUCCAACUAAAGAAGGUGAGAGCAGGAAAAGAGCUCUUUAGAUUGAAUAUACGUAGCCUUAGUCAAAGGCAUGGGUAGGCAAACUAAGGCCUGGGGGCUGGAUCCGGCCCUAUUGCCUUCUAAAUCCAGCCUGCAGAUGGUCCGGGAAUCAGCGUGUUUUUACAUGCGUAGAAUGUGUGCUUUUAUUUAAAAUGCAUCUCUGGGUUAUUUGUGGGGCAUAGGAAUUUGUUCACACACACCCCCAAAAAAGUUUGGCCCCCCACAAGGUCUGAGGGACAGUGGAUCCGGCCCCUUCUGAAAAAGUUUACUGACCCCUGGUCAAAGGCUUAUUGUGGCUUAUUGGAAAAAAUUGCUGGGAUCUGAUGCACUAAAAAAUGUUUUAUUAUCCUUAUUACAAUUAUUUACAUCCCAUAUUUCAGAAGACAAGUCUUUCUAAAGCAGCCUACAAGUAACAUUUAAUUCCUUUAAAAAUAAUAAUAAAGCAAAAUGAAGAAUAUCAAGUUAAGAAAAAGACUCUUCUCACAGGGCAGUUUUGGGCAGAAACUUUGCCUGCCUCUCACUGUAAGUCUUCCUAAAGAUGUUGCCAGGUCUACAGUUUUUGCCUUCGAGUCUGCACUGCCACUCCCCUCUCCCUGACUUCCACACCUUGGGGGGGGCGUCUCUCACCUUUGGGGGCCACCCCAGCCCAGGAAGCAAGAAGUGGCAAAUGAGGUGUCUGGCUCCAAGCAUUGGGGGCCUUUGCUGCUCAUGGGGUGAGUGGGGAGCUGUUGCUCCAAGAGAGGCCAAGCAGCCUUUCACCAGCCUGGUUCGUGCCACAUGGGACACCUAACUCACAGGCACACGCAAGGCUGGCUGGGGAGAGGCUGAACCUGCUCCCCCAGAGCUCCAGAUAGAGCGAGACAGGGACAAGUGUCAGCAGGAACACUUGGUGGGAAUGUCUCGGUCUCCAGUGAUGGUGGCUUCUCUUCCACCAGUUUCCCCUAAAUCUACAAAGGCAGUGUGUGCAUGUGUAGAUCAGAUAAACAAGUUGUUGAAGGGGGUCUCUCUUUUGUAAGCCUGGACUUCUGCCAAUAUACAUUGCAUUGAUUCUGGCCUUUUCACCCAAAGCCUAAGCACAUUUCUUUGGAAGCUAUAUCAACUUAUUUCCAUGGAUUGCCUAGGAUUGCAGCAAUUGGCAAAAAGCUGCUGCUCUUCCUUUAGAGUCCUACACAUGGUUUCUCUUUGAGCAGACAUCCAAUUCUUAAAGCAGGAAAAUAUCGUAUUUUAAUGAAAAAGGUCAACUGUCUUUGACAGUGCAUUCAAUGAUCAAAACCAUUCCUCUUUUUAGCUUUGCCCCUUAUGAUUUGAAUAAAAGGAAUAUUUCUCCUUUUACAAGAAUUGUCUUUGGUUUAAACGUCAGACACAGUCGGGGUGUUUCCAGCUCGCACAGCAUGUGUUGCCACCGUGCUAAGUAGUUCUAAAAUCUAAGUAUUCCUGGCUACUCUGGAUAAGAAACACAUUUUAUUCCUUAGAGUAAAAUUCACACAGUGGUUAUAAUUAACAGUGUCACAUAGUUCUUAUAGCAGACUACUGUCUUCAGGUUUUCAGUGGUUGCGGUUUGGCGGGGGGACACACGACCAUUUUAAGGUUUUGUUUUUUUAAAUGGCCAGCUUCAACAGGGUGUUAUGCUCAUGAACACCGGGUUCCUAGCUGUCAUUCCCUCCAUAGUUCCACCCCCCUAAAAGCUGCUGUUGUGUUUGGGGACAUCAUUCAGUGCUGCACAAGGCUGCAGUAAACAGAAACAUAUUAAAGAAUUCUGAAACAUUGUACUCAGUGGUUUAUGGCAGGAUAUGAAAACCGCAAAUUUGCUUUAAAUAUACAGCCUAUUUAAAUUGACACUUAGUUCCUGAAAACUGUAUUUUUCAAUAUUUAAUCUGAGGAGAAAUUUAAGAUUUGGACUCUCCGUUUUACCAGAGACAAUAUUGUUUCCUUAUUAAACUGGGAGCUCCCAAAUAUAAUCCAGGGGUAUUUUUAAAGUAAAGAAAAUGCAGGAUACAACCUGUUGCCUAGAUAAUUCAUUCAGAAUUGCCUUGGCUUUCCAGUAGCACUUGACAGUUUUUGUAAGAUAAGAAAUAUUCUGCUAAAUACUCUGCCAAAUCUAGCAUACGCUGAAUGUUUGGUAAGCAACUGGCAAUCCUGUUUGCUUUCAUUAGAGCUAUAUAUUUAAAAAAAACUCAAAACUAGAGUCCCAUCUUCUCUUUUUUCUGAACAGAGACCCAGGUUCUCGGUAUAUCCACAGUGCGAACUUAAAAGUAAUUCAAAAGUUAUGCUUUCUCUUCAGGAAGCUGUAGGUGUUUGAGGAGAUGCUGGGGAUUCUCAUCAGUAUUGCAAAAUUAGAAUUUAGUCUCGGGAUUCUUUGCAGACUGUUAACCUGGUAUAAAUGGAAUAUAUGUGUGUGCUAUAGAUAUAUCCAGAAACACUAGCCUUUAUACUUUCAGGCACUGGGAGGCUGGUGCUUGGCUUACUGGUGAGAAAAGACAGAGAAGCUAAUGCUUCUGCUAGGUCUGCUUUAAAUUCCUAUCGAACAUUUAAAAAAAAAAAUUAAGAAGAAGAAGAUAGUAUUACAGUGGGAAAGAGCUGUUUAUUGUUGAAGCCCAACACAUUUAAGAGUUAUAUAUGGUGUCGACCAGAAGUACAGAGAGUCACUCCACCAUGUGAGGUCUGGAAUAAUUUUGCUUUACAGCAUAUGGUAAGAAAACUGCCUCCUGUUUGCACAUUUCAGGCAAUUUAAGAGGAACAGGAAGAAGAGAGACCUUUUGGAGUCUUAAAAAUCUCAUCUUCUGUGCUGUAGAUUCUCUUAGUCUGAAAUUUUCCAUGCUCUGGAUAAUAUCUAUUACCUUUCUGAGUGUUGGGAGGACUCCGUUUCAAGAUUUAUUGAUCCUGAUGUUAAAAACUGCAGCUGUUUGCCCAGUUACAUAUGCAUCAGACUAAUCCGAGUUGAUCCAGUGAGUGUGAUUUGUUCGUGCAUUCAGAUUGCCUCUCCUACGUUGUGCCUUAAGUGUACAAGAGUACUCUAAGGAACAAACUGGUAUACAGUACUGCACUGUGCAGUCUUGGGAGGAUGGGGAAAACUAAAUUUUGGUGCCUCCUUUGCCCUCUACAAGAAAUAGGAACUGUAAUAAGGGGGCAUGACUGAAAAGUAUGACUGCAGAACCUUAGAGUACUGAGGUUCUCUCUCUGCCCCUGCCCCCAGCCGCAUCAUUCAGUUUUGAAAUGCAUGAAAACCGAAGGGCUCCCAUACUUGGAAUAAAUCUUGAAAGACAUGUAUUUGGCCCUGCUUGCAGAGAAACAACCAGGGGCCCACUGGAAUGCUUCUGAUAGUUCCUUUGCCCCCCCCCCGAUAUCAUUUGUGAGGCAGGUGGGUGUUGCUUAGAGAAAACAGUCUUGUGGGCCAAACUGGGACCCCUAAAGGUAAGGUCCAUUAGGUCGAGUCACAGACGACUCUGGGGUUGCGGCACUCAUCUCACUCUAUAGACCGAGGGAGCCAGCGUUUGUCCGCAGACAGCUUCUGGGUCACGUGGCCAGCAUGACUAAGCCGCUUCUGGCGAACCAGAGCAGCACACGGAAAUGCCGUUUACCUUCCCGCCAGAGCAGUACCUAUUUAUCUACUUGUACUUGACGUGCUUUCAAACUGCUAGGUUGGCAGGAGCAGGGACCGAGCAGUGGGAGCUCACCCCGUCAUCGGGAUUUGAACUGCUGAUCUUCUGAUCAGCAAGCCCUAGGCUCUAUGGUUUAGACCACAGCGCCACCCGCGUCCCAUUGGGACCCUUAGGAAAAGGUUAAAAUAGGUCUCCAUGAGCACAGUAUGCCUGUCACUUACAGUAUGCCUGUCACUUACAGGUGUAAGGACACCUUUGACUUCAACCCUGCACAAACUUGAAAAAAGAAAGUGCAGGGUUAUCAUCAGGCUACACCUCCCCUGGCUGACCAAAUAAAACUUGCAGAAACCUGAGCAAAAAUAUAAUGUAACCAUUCAGUGGUUCUCUUGCUUUAUUUCCUAGGGGGAAAGAUGACAAGGGAUCUGACUGGAAAUGAAAUUAAUUACUGUAAUUGAAAACAUUAAUUGCAAACGAGCAGCUCAAAAAUGGCUGGAUAUUUCCAAAAUAAUCCUACUUGUUGAUAAGGAUGUACGAGCAUGCCUCAGUCCACGCUGACAUUAAUUUUCUCAUUCAUCCGGUAUUUUCCAUUUUGCUGCAAUUGUUUUAUUUUGCACAAGUAUUUACCGUAUUUUUUGCUCUAUAAGACUCACUUUUCCCCUCCUAAAAAUUAAGGGGAAAUGUGUGUGAGUCUUAUGGAGCGAAUGCAGGCUGCGCAGACAUCCCAGAAGCCAGAACAGCAAGAGGGAUUGCUGCUUUCACUGCGCAGCGAUCACUCUUGCUGUUCUGGCUUCUGGGAUUCAGAAUAUUUUUUUUCUUGUUUUCCUCCUCCAAAAACUAGGUGCAUCUUGUGGUCUGGUGCGUCUUAUAGAGCGAAAAAUACGGUAUUCUGUUUUGUCAUCCACCAAUGCAGAAAUAUGCGUAGCUUAUCUCGGACAUCAACAGUUAUUUACAAAUUAAACACUUUCCCUGUGUGUUCCUUUUCAAAGUUAAUGAAUUUCCAGAGGCGCAGUAGCCCUGUUAGUAUUUUGCAGGAAAACCGACAAAGACUCUUGCGGAAACUUUGAGACAAAGUUAAUGAAGUAGCUAACGGUCAAUUGCAAAGCCAUCUGUGCCUGCGAUCCUAAAUAUGUAUACUAAAAAAUAUGCCCCAUUCAAUUCAGUUGGGCUUUAUCCUGGAUACGUGAGAUUAGGAUUGCAGCCUCACUAUCUUGAUUUUACAGUACAUGAUAAACUUAUUUCUGUCUCAUUUUUGUACACUCUGGUCUCAGGAAAGGAUAGUUUGCCACCCUGCUAUGCUGCCACUUAUGUCCUGGGUUGUAUGGUUUCCUAUGGGCAUAUUCAACAUUUCACAGGAACUCUUAAUCCCUUUUAUACAAGUACUUUUUGUAGUGCAACAUUUUAUUUCUUAAAUCUGUUUUUUAUACAGCAAAUAGCCAUGUGUGUACAUCUGCUGAAAAAGUGCUUUAAAAGUUUUCAGUAAACAAGUUUUACUGUUGGACAGCUUGAUAUCCUCAGGCUUUAAUUAAAGAGCACAGAUAAAGUCAAUGGAUAACAAAAGAUCACUUCUUUCUGUUUGAGAAGAACAAUAAUGAAUAAUGAAUAAUGCGAACAGAAGCAAAUUCUCUUGAUGGUGUGUUGUCUAUGCCUUCUUCUAACAUACCGUAUUUUUUGCACCAUAACACUCACUUUUUUCCUCCUAGAAAGUAAGGGGAAACAUCUGUGCGUGUUAUGGAGGGAAUGCCUAUGGGUGGCAUGCCUACGGAUUUUCCUCCUCUAAAAACUACGUGCGUGUUAUGGUCGGGUGCGUGUUAUAGAGCGAAAAAUACGGUACCUGCUUACUGAGUUCCUUUUGAAACAGUAUGUGAUGCAUUCAUUUCAGUCCUCACAGGUUGAAUGGAAUAUAGUACUAAUAUAUAAAACAAAGUGAAAAAGAUGAGAUGUUAUUAACAAAAUAAAAGUGUUGUACGUUAAACAUAAAUGAAAUUGCAGUGAGAAAACUUUAGAUUACCUCUAUGUAAAAAAAGGGAAAUUAGACCUAACUGAAAUUAACAAAUCCCCAGAAAGCAUAAGGCUACCAUAAGCAAGGCACAAGAGCCAUCCAUCGUUUUCCACUAGUCCUCCUUUGAGGAAGCAUCCAGAAGACAUAAUUAUCAGCUGGUGUAUUUCUGUGUUUUGUAUAUUGUCACCCCAUAUUUAUUCAUAUCUGAUUUGUGGCUUUUGGGAACAAUAAAACACAGUUGCAGAUGUGGAUGGGUGGAUGUGCUUUUGUGGUUUAUAAAUGUGCCUUUACCUAAGAACUCCCUGUGUUCAGGUUCCACCUAUAUUGUAUUCUGAUGAAUGUGGAUGGAAUAUGAGUAAUUAAUAGCAUGUUUAUUGACCCUAGAAUAGGUUCUCUUAAUUGUCUCAGUGUUGGUUUCUAUACUGGCAGAGGUGGGAGGUGCUUUAAUUUUUUUCUUGAAAAGAACCCCCUCACACACAAUUUUUUAUAGUAAAAUAGCACUUCUGCACACAAAAAGAGAAGAAAAAUAUAAUGAGAGGAAGCCAGUAAUUAAAGCCUGUCCCCUUCUUUACUUUAUUGACAGAUCUUGUUUUUUUUCUAGCUGUCACUGCAAGAGAUAAGAUAUACCUGGUUUAUUUUUCUCCAUUUUUUCUUUGUAUUCUCUUUUUUCUUUUAUGUCGCAUGUUAGAAUCUAAAUUUCUGUAUGUCUACAUGUUUUCUUUUUCUGUUUUUAAUUUUAAAAAAUAGAGACUACAGUAGUGCCUGUCUGCUCAGUAGUCAAAAUCCAUGCAAAAGAUUGUUAUUGUUAUUGUAAAUUCAUGUUUUUUACUUAGACUCUGAGGGAAAGAUCGUGGAUUCAAUUCCCAGACAAGGUCAUUUUCCAGGAAGGCAGGUCCAUGCAGCCCAGUAACUCAACAUUAGGAAAUAUUUAAGCAUCUCCUUACAGAUAUAUAAUGGCAUAUUAGAUGGGAUAGGAAAUCCAAUAAAACACAAUAAAUAGUAUAAUGUAGUAUUGGGGCGGGGGAAGGUUUGAAAACUAAAUACAGGCAGAGUAUUUUAUAGAUUUUCAGAAUUAUUAUUAUUAUUUAAUUAGUUUUCCAGUGCCAGGAAAUAUGGUUCCUUUUGCCAAUAUCAGAAGACUCCCCAGAAGUAGUCAACGUGGAGAGGAAACCAUUUGGCUGCUGGUAGAUAUGGUAGCACAUGUGUCUCACAUCACAUUUUACUUAGUCCUCAAUCACUGCAUUUUACAGAGUUCUCACUACUACCUUGUUUGUGAAGAUGCCGUUGCUUCGCAUCUUUCUUGCUGUGCCGAAGUUAAACCAGGAAGCCUUCAGUUACACUUAGUUUCCCAUUAUAUCCAAGCUGGGAGAAUAUCAUCACCAAGUUUGGAACAAGCCAAGUCCCUAAACCAACGUCAAAAUAUGGUUUAAAAUCCUGGCUUUCCCCCCGAACUUGGUUUCUGAUGUGAUGGGAGAUUAUGGCUAAUUGAAGACAUCCUAGCAUAAGUGAAGCGUGCUGAGAAGUGAGGAGGGAAAGGGCUGUGAGCACAAGACUUGUUUAUAUACGUUAAAAAUAUUAUUAAUGCUUAUUGUGGGUACUUUUUUUAAAAGUAGUUUAAUGCUACUUGCAAACAGUCUUGGGAAGAUUUGUAUCCUGAAAGGCGUGCUGUGAAUAGGCUGCUGCUGCUGCAUAUUAUUGUGGUUUAUUGUGAUUUUUUGACGUAUUAAGCCAAUGUAUGAUCAUCCAAGUGCAACUACUGUGCAGGCCAGGCACAGGCAAACUCGGCCCUCCAGAUGUUUUGGGACUACAACUCCCACCAUCCCUGACAACCGGUCCUGUUAGCUAGGGAUGAUGGGAGUUGUAGCCCCAAAACAUGUGGAGGGCCAAGUUUGCCUAUGCCUGGUGUAGGCAGUGAUCUUCCAGAUGUUGAACCAUCAAACCUGACCAUUGGCCGUGCUGCCUGAGGCUGAUGGGCGCCGACCAACAUCUGGAAGGCCAAACACUUCCCAAUAGGCUAGAGAGGGGGGUGUUGUAAUCAAAUAUGGUGUAAAGUGUCUCCCCUAUAUGGAGACUCUAACUUGCUUGGUGCCGUUUUGUUUUUAGUACAAGUGUAUUAGGAAUACAGUGGUGCCCCGCAAGAUGAAUGGCUCGCAAGACGGAAAACCCGCUAGACGAAAGGGUUUUCCGUUUUGGAGGUGCUUCGCAAAACGAAUUUCCUACGUGCUUGCUUCGCAAGACGAAAAUGUCUUGCGAGUUCCUGCGGGGGUUUUUUCCUUUCCCCCCCCUUUUUCCCAAGCCGCUAAACCGCUUAUCAGCUGAUCGGCUAAGCCGCUUAACAGCUGAUCGCUAAGCCGCUUAUCAGCUGAUCGUUAAGCCGCUUAACAGCUGAUCGCUAAGCCGCUUAUCAGCUGAUCCGCUAAGCCUGCUAAGCCGCUAAUACUGUAGCGCUAAUCCGCUAAACCGCUAAUGGGCUUGCUUCGCAAGAUGAAAAAACCCGCAAGACGAAGAGACUUGUGGAACGGAUUCUUUUCGUCUUGCGAGGCACCACUGUAAUAAUAAUACAGCCGUACCUUGGAAGUCGAGCGGAAUCCGUUCCGGAAGUCCAUUCAACUUUUGAAACAUUUGGAGACCAAGGUGUGGCUUCCGAUUGGUUCAUGACUGUGCAGGUGCGCCGGAAACAAUAGCGGAAGCCACGCCAGAUGUUCGGCAUCCCCAAAAACGUUCGAAAACCGGAACAGUCAUUUCUGGUUUUUGAUUGUCAGGAGCCGAGGUACGACUGAUAAUAUCAUCAUCGAUAAACCGCCCUUCAUCAAUAGACCCUGGGCGGCCUACAGCAGAGAUCACAAAAUACGUAAUAUAAAACAUGCGCGAGCUUUCUUUACUAGAGGUUUCCCAUUUUUACAUUUUCCGAUGGCAAUGCACUAUAGAUUGUUUAAUAGUUAAUGCCCCUUAAGAAUUUAAUUUCUUUUAAACCUUUCAGUAACGUUUCUUCUGAGUUGCAUUUGAUAAAUUUUCCAGGCCUCCUGGGCUUGUUCACUAGGAGGGAAAAUUGCCAGUGUUCUCAAGGCCCCUGCAAGGCAGUUCUCUGAGACCAGCUGCAUUAGGCUUCUGCUUCUGCUCCAGCUGAAUCCUCUGCUGUUUUUGUUUUGCUUUGUUUCAAGUGUAUUGUUUUGAAUGUAUUCCUUAUAUUUUCCUCACGUGAGCCACUUUGCAUUGUAAAACUGGAUAUUAAUCUACGUAAAUUAAUUCUUAAUAACAUGUGAUAUUUGUAUCACAAGCUUAUUUAGUAAGUCCUUUUUGGGAUGUUGCCAUUUUGAGAUUUUGCCAAUCAUAAUCUUUUCUUUUUAAAAAUGUUAAAUUUUUAAUUUUUAAUCUUGUGUUGAUUAAUAGGGAGGUUGUAUUUUUUUCCCCUUUUGUAAACCGGGAGGAAUGCUGGAAUUUUUCAUAUGCCAACAGAAAAAAAAACACCCUAUAAAACCAAUCUUCCUAGAUUUCCUUUAGCUUGCAAAUUUUUCAGCAUGUUUUAUUCAUGUGGAAAUGUGAUGUUCUCCCCCCUCCCCUCAAAUAUUUUCAUCUCUUAUUAGAAGUAUACUUUUUUUGAUGAACCAAAGUAUGAAAAACAUUAUCAACAUAUGGAAGCGGUUGAGGCAGAUGAUUAUGGCCAAGCCCAAAAGUUUUACGACUAUGCAGAAAAGAAUGUAUAUGAGAAGCCUAAGAGUCCUCAUGUAAAAACCAAGCCUACUGAGAGCAAGAAAUUAGAACCAUCUCUUAAGUGGAAGAGCAUGCCUGGCUCCCGAGAGUAUGUAAUUCUUUUGACAGAUAUUGCCAAUUAAAAUUAAUGGUUUAAAAGAAAUAAUUAGCACUAUGUGAUUUUAACUCCCCCCCCCAAGUUCAAGUAUUAUUUUAAAAAGAUCUGGGGAACACCCAUAUAUAUAUAUAAGGAGAUUAAGGAAAUAUUUUAGUAUUUUAAGGAAAUACUACCGGUACUCCCCAGUAAUGCAGUAUCUGUGGUCCUUUUCUCAGAAUUUUAUUGUUCUCUUUCCAAACGAUUCAGUACAAUCAGCUUGCAUCUGUGGUCAGUAGUACUGGCACAGGGAGACUUCUCUCACUUGCCCAGCUAGAAGGAAAAUGUUGUACGUAGUAUUAAAUAGUCCUACAUUUUUGUUUUGCUUUUAUUUAAAAAAACAUAUUUUAUUGCAGGAGGUUUACUGUGUGUGGUUUUCAACCCUGCUGUGAUAGUGUGUACACACACACACACACACACACACGCACAAAUGGCCCAGCUACCAAGGCCAAACCAAGUCAUGGUCAGAACAGAACGUCUUAGGCUCAUUGCUGGAUGCUGUUAUUGUCCGUAUCUGCAGGUUCCCCAUAGUUCAGUAGGUUUGUGGACUGCACUCUCUCCUUGAUGUCCAAAUCUUUAUUUAAGUUCUUGCCCCACCCUCACACUGCAUUUGUAUUAAUGGGGGGGGGGGGGAGCUUUAAAGAAUUUUGAGCUUUUAAAAACUAAUUAGUUUUUCUAAUUGGGCAAUGUUUUGUAUUUUUCUUAACAAGUGUAAUACAAGAGCAGAUCAUUGGUUAAAAAAAUUCCAAGAGAAGACAAAACACACACACACACACAUAUAUAAAAUAUUGUUGUGAAAACUGCUGGAAAAAAGAAGAAAAAGUGCAACUGAGUGUUUUCGUGCUAAAUAUCAUGACCAUGGGUCAAUAAAGAAUUAAGUGUGAUCAGGUCCAUUGAAAUCAUUAGGCUCAGUGCACAUUUAAAUGUGCAUUAAAUUGUGGGCAACAUUUUAAAAUUCAGCAGCCGUUCUUGCUAAUUUGUAAAGACAUCCUGAGGCAGGGAGCAUUAUAUCCUUAAAAACAGGUUAUCUUUUGGCCUUUUUGGUGGCAUUAAGCAAUUUAAAUCUAUCUGAUUGAUCAAAUAAUUUUCCCAGAUAUAAAUGUACACACACAUUUAUGGUGUAUUCACAAGAAAGUUGAAUGUCAUAUUAACAAACAAAAAUUAAAUAUUUAGGGGCAAAGCAAGGAAAGAAAGCAAGGAUGAAAAGGAAAUGAAACUGACCCCUCCAGAAGGCAAGAAAAGAAGCGGAGCAACAUCCCCCGGUUCUGGUAAAGGGUAUGUAAUCUCUAUGUAUAAUAAUAAUAAUAAUAAUAAUAAUAAUAAUAAUUUAUUUAUACCCCACCCAUCUGGCUGUGUUUCCCCAGCCACUCUGGGCGGCUCUCAAUUGAAUGUUAUAUGCCUCUUCCUUGAAUGGGAAAAAAACCCCCAGUAAGCUAACUAUGUGAUAUCAGCACCUCAAAUUAGCAAAAAAUCUAAUCAAAUAGUCUAAACCAGACUGUGCUAUCAUCAACUGAGACUCUUCGGUUGUUUCUGAAAUGGAAAGUUCUUUGGUUAUUCCCCCUCCUGUGCAUGACCGAAGAGGGAACUCCCAAGCUGAAAAUAUAAACCUGUUGGUUCUGGCAGGGUUGUCUCAUCCUUGCAUCUGCUACCAUUUUUCCAAUCAUGGUCAGAGAGGAGAUGAUUGCUUGGCUUACUGUACCAGUAACUUGGCUCUGAACAGACAGUUCCUUAGCUCACAUUUCUUAACCAGGGUACAGGGACAGAUUGAUUUUUUAAAAAGCCUUUGCUCUUGGAAUUGAAGUAUCCCUCCCAGGCGAGUUUUUAUUUUUAUUUUUUUGUAAUCUCUUCCCCGUGUCUCUAUUUUAUUUAAUGUUGUGGGACUGAUCUGGUAUCAAAAUCUGAAAAGCAAAUGAAUUCCUCUCUUCCAAGAGUUGUCAUAGUCAGUCACAUUCUUUCUCUGAUUUCAGAGAGUUCAUCAACAUGAAAUAAUAAUAUGGGUCGAAACAAAUAAUUUUGAUGUUAAAUAAAUAAAUAUCCCCUACCCUGUGUGGGACACAACAGUGGAUUGUGUAAACGUAACAUAAUGAAGUUAGUUAUUGAAACUAGCCAACUUGAUUAUAAAACAGCUAUAACAUAAUAUUAGUGGAGCAGAUGGGUUGGGAGGGUGGGGAAGAGUGUACUUAACAUUUUGUUUUCUCAGGAAAGAUUCUGCCCACCUCAGUGUGCUGUUCUAAAUGCACACAAAAAAAGAUACUGUGUCCAUGUAUUUCCCCCCUCUAUGUAAGAGAGAAGCUGCUUGGGUAGGGAAAGUUGACUGGGAAAAAAUGGCAUGCAUAAGGUCUCUGUGUAAACCAUAUUAGAAUGAAGUUGCACACCAGAACUGUCUGAUAGAUUUCAUCUUUCUGUCCAUAAUAUCUAAUGUAAGUGGUUUUAUUUAUUUUUUUGUUUAGUAAGCUUCCAGCAAAGAGUGAAGAUGUUAGUGAAAGUUCCUCAGAGAGUGAAGAGGAAGAUGAACAACCUGAACGCCACCAGGAGAUUAACACUGAUUUGCCAUCGGAAUAUUGGCAAAUUCAAAAAUUAGUGAAAUAUAUAAAGGUAAACAAACUUUAACUUUUAUUUAGAAGGCUGUGAAUAAUAAAAUUAUGUUUGUGUUCUAACUGAAUACGAAACUUCAUUCCAGUUUGUUUCUUUUCUCCCAUGUUGCUAUUCAAAUUGCACCAUUUUUCUCUUUUGGAAGCUUUAACUUAUUUAUUUUUUAGGAGUACCUGCAAUUCCAUUUUUACUCCAAACAAAUGCCUAUGAUCGCAGCAUCAGUUAUGCUCCACUGCUAUGCAUGUUGAAUCUGAGCGGAAUAGCAAGGCUGUUUCAGUCCAGCAGACUGAGGAUUGUGUCCACAGUUUGCUAAUCCAGAGAGAGAGAAAAUGCAUUGACUUCGACAUCAAAAUAUACCAGUGGGAUCAGCAACAAAUUUCUAGUCAGAAUGCCAGCCAGCCAGCCGUGCCGUCUCCCAGGAUACUCAAUUACCCUCUCACCUCCCAGUUUUCUGACCUCUGCCCAGCUGUCUGUUAGCAUUCCAUGGCCACUGAGCAUGCUCAGUGUUUAUUGGGCUGUUUGGGGUUUCCCCCACUAAGUAUUUGGAGUUCUGGAAAACUUGAAUUUCCCCCCAGGUUUGCUGGUAACAUCUCUGUUGUGCACGGAUGGUGCUGUUUUGUCUACAUAAGUAUCUACAUUUGGAGAAGGAGUGAUAAAUAGGACUGUAUGCAGCUUUGUAUAAGAUUCACUCAUAUUGAAGCUCUUUAUCCUCAUGGUUUGUUUUCUUACAUGACAGUUAUACAAACUUGAGAUUCAGGUUUCUGAUUUGCUGCAAUGGGCAAAAAGAAAUACUGUCAUGUGGAGCUGUAUUUAUUUUUGCCUCUGAAAAUGAAAGAAAAUGCAGAAAUACAGGAGCAGACAUGUAAUCUUUGUACAAGCAAGGAUCUAAACAAGAGCAAAACAACAACAGCAUAAAUCUCUUUUCUGUAAAAGUAAACCAGUGACCCACAGUAUCAGUUUUGCAGCUAUAAUGAAAAACAAAACUAUUUAUUGUGCUUUGUUUUAAAAUGGAAGACCCUCAAUUUCUUUUCACUUUCCUAUGUUAUCUAUGACAUACAUAUGAAAACGCCAUGUAAGAAUUUCUAUUAAAUUUAAAGAGCAUGGCAUGUUAUCUCCCAUUUCUUGUCUAGAAGACUAGGAAGAACAGCAGACUUGGUCUAUACAGAUAAAGCAUAUAUAAUUAAUUCCAGAACACUUCUGCUUGACUAUGACAGAAGUAUGAAGAAACAUAAACUAGCAUUAGAUGAAUAUUGCAAAUUUGUGUUCUUAAACUAUCAAGUAAUACACAGGAGUACUAUUAUUGUGCCAUACACACACUUGCUAGUUGCAGGAAACAUGAUACAAGCAUGCCAUGAGGCGUUCAUAGGCUCAUGAUGUGAGGAUGAUGGGAGACCAAGGGUUCUCCAGAGGCCUCUAGGACACCAGCUAGGGGGAUAUCAUUAUGCUUCCACUUGCUUGAAAGGUAGAAAAGUGCCAUCACUCUCCGAGGCUUCUGAGUUGCCUCUUGUCUUCAGUGACAGUUCAUUUUUUCUGCCCUUUCUUGAAGAAGAGCUUUUAAUCACUUGGUUAUUUCUGGCCUUAUUUUACUGUUUUUUUAUGUGAAGUUCCAGGGUUGUUGUUGUGGUGGUGGUGUGUCUUUUACUCUAUAGUUUUCAUUGCCAUUUGUAGUUCAGAAUAUAUUGUUAUGUUAAUUCCAACCCUUCCACCUCAGACUCCAUGUCUGCUUUCUUCCCUUACUUUCCCUGCGGCGUUUAAACACCUGCUCCCUCUGGAAUUAAUUCUUCUUUGCUAAUUGAUUUCAUAAUUGAUUAGUUAUUUCUUCCAGCGAUGCUUACUCUAAUUAACUGCUGUGAUGGGUUACUCUACACUUCUGUUUGAUUUCCCCUCUCGCUAUUGCGUGUGUGUUAAAAAACAACAACCAUGCAUACACCUGUUGGCAGGCAGAUGUAUUAAUUUUUAGCUGAUCUUUCUUCUAAUUUCUCUUUAAUUUGGUGAACUUACCUUGAGCAUGGCCAUUCAUAGGGCUCAUGGCAUGAGGAUGAUGAGAGACAAUGGGAUCUGCAAAACCCUGGCACAGCAGAUGAAUCUUUGCCUGCCUAAAAUGACAUAUUGGGCUCCACUACCCCCUUCCCUGUUUCCUGGCCCCUGCCAUUGCUGACAAAUGGGACACCUGAGCCUUGAACUGAGUGUUGAGAAAUCUCAUAGAAUCAAUGAAUCAUCGAAUUGUAGAGUUGGAAAGGACCUUGAAGAUCAUCUUGUCCAAACCUCUGUAUGCAGCUGUCCCAUACGGGAAUCGAACCCUCACCCUUGGUGUUAUCAGUGGCACGCUCUAACCAACUGAGCUACCCAGGCUGGUCCAAUCUGUUCUUUUAGGCAAGAGGUACAAAAUUAGUUAGUCAUUCCAAUUAGACCUAUCUCUUUGUUCCUCCAGCUCCCCCGCCCGAUCUUCUAACGUACCUUGCAUGUACUACUGUAUUUUUCGCUCCAUAAGAUGCACCUGACCAUAAGACGCACCUAGUUUUUAGAGGAGGAAAGGGGAAAAGCCUCUGUUUUUUGAGGAUCAGCUCAAAGUUGUGUAGCUUCUUUUGCAAAGGGGAAAAGCCCCCUUUUUUGAGGAUCAGCUCAAAGUUGUUGAGCUUACUUUGCAAAGGGAAAAAAUCCUGUUUUCAUGGGGUUCAACUCACAGUUCUGCAGCUUCUUUAGGAAAGGAAAGGGAGCUGUUUCUACAGUUUCCAGACAGAUAAUCUAAUCAGCCAGUCACAUGUUGCUGGGGAAACAAACAGCCUCCGUCUGCAGAACAUUCAACAAUGGAGGCCUGGGCAAGGGGGUGAGGCUGGAAAGGGAGCCAGUGAUCAACCACACAUUCGCUCCAUAAGACGCACAGACAUUUCCCCUUACUUUUUAGGAGGGAAAAAAGUGUGUCUUAUGGAGCGAAAAAUACGGUACUUUUCAUGUAUAGUUUGGCACAGGCUGUGUUUCAUAGGCAACACUAUCAAUUCCAUAAAUAAUAGAACAUUUGUAUUUAAUGUCUUCAUUACUAAAGGCUGGGGGAAGACAAUAGUCAAUAGUCGAGCCAAUUCACGAUAUACAUAUAAAUAAAGACUAUAAACAGUUCCAAAUCAAUUUUCAGUUACGAAAAAAAGACUUCAAACCUUGUGACAAAUUAAUGUUCUGCAGAUGACAGAGGGGAAAAUAGCUGCUAAAAGACCAUUGUAGAUUGCAAAAGAGAAGGGUGAAUGAUAAACAGUGACUCGCAGGCUCCCUACAUGAAAGGGAAGUGUGGUGACAGUCCUGUUGCGUUGUCCUUUGCUGUGCUUCUAAUUAGGCCAUAUAUCCAUCAUAGUAGCUUUCCAAAAUAAAUGUUUAUUUGCCUCUUGUUAUCUGCUUGGAUUUAGAUGCUCAUAAUCAUAGAGUGGAAAGUUGAAUUGCUUAAGAUUGGCUUAGGGAAAAAAUCGAGAGACUGCUUUUCUCUAGACCCUUCCAUAAAUGUCAAAAGUUAUACAAGCCUUUUAAUUUGUUUCAUUCUUUUUUGCUGGAUGGAUUGUUUUAAGCACUGUAUGAUGUUGCUGGAUCAAAUUAGCUGCACAGAUAGCAGCUGGAAAAUGAGUUAUGAACUAGUUAUACUCAAUUUUUUUCUCUUCACGAUCCAUUAAGUGUAGAUGGUAAUGUAAUUGCUCAUGCAAAUAGCACUCGAAAGGAAAGAAGGGAACUCUCCAAGAAGAAGAAAAGGCCGAAAGGGGAGGAAGGAAAGAAAAGAUAAUGCUGGCUCUUCAAAACUCUGUUGGUUGAUAAAGGAAAAUUUAUGACUGUAGUAGUCACAAAAGUUAAAGAUUGAAGCAUAUAGAGUCAACCUUUUGUCAGGAAAAAAACCCAGAUAAUUAAAUAAUGUAAUCAAUUGAAUGCCUAAAGAAGGGCAUUCAUAAAUGUACAGGUUCAAAAUUACUUUGCUUUUUAAGUACUGUGUUGUAUAUUUUCUCAGUUCUACUCUUCCACAUUACUAUAUUCUAGCAGAGUUUGGAAACAAGCAUUCACUGCAGUUUAAGUGAUUGAGGACCACCACUGGAAUCCUGUAGGACACAGUGUAAUUCAUGUUAUGUACAUAAGGCAGCAGUGUGUCACCACUCCUGCCGAUGCCUGUUUCUGCUAUGAUAAAGAAAAAGAGCCAUGGUGCUUAGCGCCAUAAGAGCUUCUUGCCGAGGGACACCUGCAGUUGUUUUACCUGAUCUAAUGUCUCAUGUGAUAGACCACUUGUGUUUGACUUGGAAACCCAAAAUAUUCUGCCACCUGGAUUGUAUCACAAAUUAUAUUGGCCUGAAAUGAUGGACAAUGAAAGCAUUGUUCCCCUUGUAGUUAAAUACUCUGUACAUAUGGUUUGUGCUACAGUUGUGCCACAAUUGGCAUCCAUUCCUUGCACCACCUCUUAAAACCACAAGGGCUUUUAAGCAGAGCAGCUAAAUAGAAAUCUCAUUUCGAGAGGCUAUAUGGAUAUGCUACUGAAUUCCUGGUUCUGGGGGGGAAAUGGGGAGGACUUAUUAGGGGCUUCCAGGAAUUACCUGGUCAGCCAUUAUGUGAAACAUGAUGUUGGAUUAGACUGAUUUUUGGACCAAUCCAACAAGGCUCAAGGUACUCAGAUGUUCUACCUUCAGAGGCUGAAAUGGGUGUCCAUCUGGCAACUGAAAAUUCAGGGUUUUUUGCAGGGUGGGACGUUACGGGUGGAAUUGUCCUUAAAUUGUUUUCUUUUCUUAUUCUUUAUAUCGCUUUUUAAAAAACAAAACAAAAUUCUUUAAACUGAUCAAAACUAGGUAAUAUUCCAGAUGCUAGCAUAUGGCAUGCAGGCCCAUGUAUGUUUGAAUCAGAUGCCACAGCCUGAGAGAUGUAAUUUUUCAGAGUUGCCCCGAGAUCUCAGUAGUCCUCUUCAGUGAGUUUAAGACGUAUGCUUGCUGAACCAGUGAAUUGUUUAUUCCCUGAAAGCAUUGUUUCCCUUGUAGUUAAAUACUCUGUUCAUAUGGUUUAGUUUUCCCUUGGAAAAUCCAUUGGCUCCAUUGCAACUAAAUUGCCCAACUUUUUAUUCAGGCUCAGCUGCUUGUUGUUUCCUUGACAGCCUGAAGAAGCAAUGGUUCUUCCCAGAUUAGUCUUGUUAAAUUUCUUUCGCAGACACUGUUGCAGGCCCAGCCAUGACCCCACACCCACUUGUGGCAGCUGCAACUCUUGCCAGAUGCUGAGAGCAGUUCGUCCUCAGCUUCCUCUCCCCUAUUAUCAGCCCCACUUUGAGAACUGUGCAGUGCUUUCUCUGGCAUUUGACAUCAGACAGAAGCACCAGUUUCUGAAGUGAUGUCCUUGCCAUGUGCCCUCUGAUUGGUCUAUGGGAGCAUCGUAGAAGCUUGGUGAUGAAACAGGAGUGAAAGUUGAUCAGCAUCUGUUGCUUUAUCUCUGAGUAAUUUGCAUUAGGCCAGCAGAAUUUUCACCUCCCAUUGAUUUAAGGAUAGUGACAACAACAACCACCACAAUUUCUUUCUCUCCUAAAUUAGGCUGCAGAUAUCAACAAAGUUUGGGUUCCCAAGCUUAGUGUGUGCUCAGAGUUCCUUGUUGCACCUUUCUGAGCCACUAUUUUGUACCUGGCUCCACUUGGUGGACCUCAGGGUUUAAGUGAAAAACGGAGUAGACUUGCACAAACCUUAAGAGUCCCUACCUUUCGUUUAAAAGGCUUUUGUGCACUGCAGCACCAGCAGUGACACCCAAUGCCCAUGUGAGCUGGCAAAAAAAAAAAAAGCAUACAAAAAAAGUACACUCUCAUAACCUGCAAGUGUCCCAGAAAAACUGGGACAUCUCAUUUCCUCCCCAUGAGAGCAUGGUUGCCAUUUUGGUCACUGUGAUCUUGUGCAAUUUUGCACCGAGAUCUUGCCCUAAAAAGCAUACGUUUUUGUGUGCCAUUGGACCAUGGUCCGGGGACGCAGAUGGCGCUGUGGGUUAAACCACAGAGCCUAGGACUUGCCGAUCAGAAGGUUGGUGGUUCGAGUCCCCGCAACGGGGUGAGCUCCUGUUGCUCAGUCCCUGCUCCUGCCAACCUAGCAGUUCAAAAGCACGUCAAGUGCAAGUAGAUAAAUAGGUACCGCUCCAGCAGGAAGGUAAACGGCGUUUCCGUGCGCUGCUCUGGUUCGCCAGAAGAGGCUUAGUCAUGCUGGCCACAUGACCCGGAAGCUGUACGCCGGCUCCCUCGGCCAAUAAAGCAAGAUGAGCGCCGCAACCCCAGAGUCAGUCACGACUGGACCUAUUGGUCUGAGGUCCCUUUACCUUAGACCAUGGCCCUGAAAAAAGUGGCUCUGUGAUCUCGUGCGGGUCACAGGAGCACGGACAGGAGAUGUGCAUCCUGGUUUUGGGACUCAACGUGUUGGAGGGUAUGCACUCUUCUAUAGACUUUCAAAAAGUGCACUUAACAAUAUUGCUGUAAAACACUGAGCCAGUCUGGGCACCCACCCCUUUUCCCAAUGCCCUGAUUCUCAUUGCUGAAACAAAAGGGAAAGCAUAUCGUUUAAUUUUUCUCCAAAUUUGUUUCCUAUACAUGUUGACUGCAUAAACCAGCUUAUGGAGAGGUUUUAGAUGCACGUGUGCAAGCCCCGGUGGUGGUGGUUCAUCUCCUGCUGUGUUUCUGCGAGUUGAGGUUGGAGAAGGGGUUCAGUGAUGCCUUGUACCUCCUGCUCCUUCUCUAUUCCCAGUUUCCACCCACAGAAGGGACUUUUUAAUCACUUAGGUGCCAUCAGGCUGCAGUUAAAAUAUGCAGUGUGCAAUUUAGGCCUCAGAAAGAUGAACUUAAGAUAUCAGUGUUGCUAUUUCUUACAGGUGCGAAAUCCAGUAUGUGUUUGCUAGUCGCUGGUGCUUAUCGUAUUUUUCGCUCUAUAAGACACACUUUUUCCCCUCCAAAAAUUAAGGGGAAAUGUGUGUGCGUCUUAUGGAGUGAAUGCAGGCUCCAUGGCUUCAGCAAUAGCAAUGCGAAGCCUCUGAAGCGCAGUGGGAGCGCUCCGGUAGGCUUUAGGGAUAGCUACGCUGCGCUCCAGAGGCUUCGUGUUGCUUUCGCUGAAGCUUGGAGAGUGAGAGGGGUCGGUGUGCACCGAUCCCUCUUGCUCUCCUGGCUUUGCUUCGCUGGAGAGGCGCUACGCAGCUUUCCCUCUCUGCGCAGCACCUCUUCAGUGAAGCGGGAGGAGAAAUGGAAGGGGCUCCGUUUCUCCUGCCGCUUUGCUGAAGGGGUGCUGCACAGAGAGGGAGAGAAUUUUUUUUUCUUGUUCUCCCCCUCUAAAACAAGGUGUGUCCUAUGGUCAGGUGCGUCCUAUAGAGCGAAAAAUACGGUACAUCACAUAAUGGUCAAGUUCCUCACCAUAUCAGAACAAAAUGAACGAUGAAGUGUCCUAAUUUACUGCUGUUUGCGGAGCGUUUAGGAGGAACUCGCCACACUCUAGAGCAGCCUUCCAGACAUUUUGGACUACGCAUCGCACGUUGAUUGGGAGUGAUGAGAGUUGUAGUGCAAAAUGUCUGGAAGGCCGCAGUUUGGGUGAGACUGCUCUACAGUCUUCACUGGGAACCAGUGAUAUGAAUGACAGGCCCAGUGCCUCUGCCAGUCUGCUUCAUCUUUCUGCCCUUCUCCUUUUGCCAAGUGCAAAUCUUGGCUACCAGCAGCGAGAGACAAGCCACAUUAUGUUUAGUCUCCCUCAGUGUACGUUUUGUACACUUUGCAAGAUGAAGAGGUCAGGGAGUCAUGUAGCUGAGAGGUAUAAGCAAUGGCCCAGUACCACCCUUUGAUUCCAAUAUGGAAAGAAUGGUUCUUUCUGUGUCUUGUGAUUAUUAUUUUUUAUUCUGUUUUGUUAGCAGAAAACCUGGUAAUAGUUUUAAUCUGAAUUUCACUGCAUGCACUCCCUUGUUAUUGAGACAUACCAGGCCUGACGGUGUCAGUCCUUAAUUAGCUCUUAAACAAUAGUCAUUUUCCACACGCUACAGACAUGUAAUGUGAACAUUAUGGAAUCUGUGAUUUUUAUCAUGGUUAUGAUUUUCCACUGGCCCUGGUUAUUUUAAUCUGUAUGUUUUAUUCACUGCCAGGCUAUAGCCCAAGAACUCCAGAGGAUUCAGGAAAUGGGGCAAGGAAUUAUUCCAUAACUCAGUUAUACUUGUCCAUAACUCAUCUCUAACAAGUUGCAGCUUGACCUGUGUUCUGUAAAAUAGAAUGAAAAGUUGGAGCAGAAAAAUGAACAUUUAGAAACACGCUUGUGUUUUUCUUUGAAACUAAAAACAAAAACCCUGUGCUAAGAUGGUACUGGGAUACUUACACCUUCAUUCCAACAAGCAGUGCAACCACAUAAUACCUUAGGUUUUCAUUUUGUAUUGUUUCUCUCUCUCUCUCAUAUAUAUAUAUAUAAGCUUUUUUAGUUCUUUUUAUGGUAUGUUUGUAAAUCACCUUCAGCCAAUAAUAGGAUAUUUCUAAAUAAAUAGUAGUAUUAGUAAUACACCUGCUUAAGUAAAAGUUGUGCAUAAACUAAAUAACUUCAAAUUAAAAAGCUGAACUUUGAAUCACAGUUUCAUUUAAUUAGCAAUAUACUUUGCUGUGAUGCAGUAAGCUUAGCCCUCAUGGAACCUGAGAUGUAAUCAGAGCAUAGCCUUUUAAGAGUCAAACUUCCCAGCUCCUUCGUUAGUUAAUUAAGAUAAUGGCUGCUAAAUCUAUACUGCUCGAUUCACCUCUCCCCCCCAACCCCCCCAAGAACCCAACAAUACUGCUCUAGAUCACUCACAUUUAAAGUCUUGUAAGCCUAGCUUUUAAAAUUGUGCUUACAAACUUUAACACAUGUUUUAAAGCAAGUUCAAUAACAACGGUGCUUUGGAGGAUAUAAUAUUAAUGGGUGCAUAUAGAGGAACAUCUUUUUUUCUCUCUUGCAUUUUCAAAAGGUGGCAAGUAUAGUCAAGCAGAUACGACAGCAGUUUAUAAUAUAUUCCCGUAUCCAUCCAUGUGUGCCGGAGUCCUUUUUAUAAUCUCUCUGUCAAAAGGUCUCCUUUGGUUGACAACAGAGCUCCUUUUGUCCCACGGAGCAGUCGAAAUAGGAAUAUAUGCAGGGAAAUGAGACAUUUGCUUCUCUUUUGGAUGUGAUCUGUGUAGAAGAGAAUGCUCAGAAUCGAAUUCUACAAGAGCCAUAUGGACUCCAAGGAGCCUGUGGAGUUUGUGAACCAGACCCAUUGUGCUAACCAAGUGAGAAAUUUCUAUAAGGAGUAACAGAGACAUCUUUUCCAUUAUUUCCCCUUACUUUGGCUUACUCACAAGAAAAGUCAUUAGGCAGACAAAGUUUCAUAUUUGUAAUUGUUUUGUAUUAACUAAUGUAUGUGGUUUGGUAUUCACCUCUCUACAUUUUUUUGCAUUGUGUAAUACUGUAAUUGUUAUUGUUCCUUUAAACCCACUGAGUUAAAUGGGCUAUUUCUUAUAUUUUCAGAAAGAUGGCUUUCUUUAUUUGCAGCUGUCAUUUGCCUUGAUGCUGAAAUUCAGCUGCCGCCCAGAGAUUGGUUAGAAAACGUUUUCUCUGUGAGCAUGGUACACAUUCUUUUUAGAAUUCACAUUAUAUUUUCAUUUAAAUUUGUGGAUAUUUAUGCUGAACCAUCCUAUAAGAAGGGCUAGACUUUCUGAAAUGAAAUCUGCCUUUAAUUUAAAGCUUUAAAAGUGAUUGUUACAAUGCCAGUAGAAUUUAUUUUGCAUCCAACAUACUGUAUCCGAUUUCAAUGGCUGUAACAACAUGAUGCAGCUUUUGUGUACACUUAAUAGAAAACUAACCAUUUCCAUGUUUGUUAAGACUUGCCCUUGAAAGCGUUCUGUAAGAACUACUAGACAGAAAAAAAUAAUUGUUGUGGCAACCAGUAGUAAUGGUUAUGCUAUAGAAAUAAUGUGUCAGAGCAUAUGAAAAAUAUUUUAUUGUGGUUUUGCUUUAAAAAAAUCUAUAUUAAACUGUGUAAGCAAUCCUGAAAAGCAGAGGGGGGAAAAGAUAUUUUUUACUUGAGAUUUAUUGUGAGUGAAUAAAUACUUGCUUUAGCAUUUUUGCAAAGAAUGGAGUGACAGAUCUGCCACCCAAUCAAAUGCCAGGGGGGAGGUUUUUUGCUGCAACAGCUCCAGGCUACUUCUCCUGAGAGCUUCUAGAAUCAAAUCUUUCUUGGGAUUGUUGGGGCUCCAAAGUGCCCAAUGUCACACUGAAACACCUCAUUUCAGGGCUUUCUUUUGUCGGUACUCUCCACUAGCAGAGGCCAGCUUAGAGAUGUCUGCAUUAUUUUACCUGCCACUCCACCGUCAAGAUGGGGUGGGAUUAGAAUUGCAUCCUUAUUGAAUCAUCGCCACUCAUCAUAACUUUUAAUUUGUAUACAGUGGUACCUCGGGUCAAGUACUUAAUUCGUUCUGGAGGUCUGUUCUUAACCUGAAACUGUUCUUAACCUGAAGCACCACUUUAGCUAAUGGGGCCUCCCGCUGCUGCCGCACUGCCAGAGCACGAUUUCAGUUCUCAUCCUGAAGCAAAGUUCUUAACCCGAGGUAGUAUUUCUGGGUUAGCGGAGUCUGUAACCUGAAGCGUAUGUAACCUGAGGUACCACUGUACUGUCUUUCUAUCUUACAAUACCCAAGGCGGUUUACAAGCUGAAGAAACAAAGAAUGUACACCUUAUAACAAUCUAAUGCAAUGCAAAAAUGUGAUAAUAAAGCAUAACUUUAAAAUAAGCAACGUACAUGAAAUAAAGUAACAUUCAACAAUCAUUAGAGUAGUACAGAAUAAUAUUAAAUAUCAGCAUGUAAAAAAUUAAACAGAAAUCCACUCUUAACAAUUACAAUAAUUUUUAAACUACAAUCAGUAAAACAACGGCAAGCCACAGUGCAUAAAAUAAUACAAUACAAAUUGAGAAGCAGAGGCAGGUGGAAAAAGGCUCUUGAAUGUCAUUGUUGUAUGUCAGCCACGAUAUAAUAGAUAAAUAUAUACCCAGUGCUAGGAAGAGUAUAGUUCAGAUUUAGAUAUACCUUUGAUUGAACAGACUUGGAAAUAUUUAUACUUCACUGGUGCUGUCCAAAUAAAGGAAUAAAGAAAUAAAAUGACAAUCUUUUUGGUGCCAGUCUCGCAGAACUUUUAAUUUCAAAUGUUCUAAUGCUUUUAGAUUGGACAAAUUGGUUUCUUCUUACUGGUUUUAGGCUGGUCUUCGUUUAAUUUUAUGCUGAUUUGUUUUUAUGGUAGUUUUUGGUAAAAUGUUUUGUUGGGUUUUGAUCUUUAUGUUGCUUUCAUGGGGAUUGUUAUAUGGUUUUGUAGGAUAGUGUAUGUAUGAUAUUGACUUUUGUAAACCACCCAGAGGGCUUUCUUCAGUGGGCGCUGUAGUAAUAAAAUAAAUAAUAAAAAGUAAUCAGAAAUGAAUAAACAAAUAGACUCUAACAAAAAGGAUACAAUAUGGCUAUUGUCCUGUUUCAUUUUGUUUGUGUUUAUUACUCUGUCCUCUUUCUAGUUAUGCAUUUUCUGUGUCAGAAUAUUUCUUAGAAUCAUAGAGUUGGAAGGGACCCCAUGGGUCAUCUAGUCCAGGCAUAGGCAAACUUGGCCCUCCAGAUGUUUUGGGACUACAACUCCCAUCACCCCUGACCACUUGUCCUGUUAGCUAGGGAUUAUGGGAGUUGUAGUCCCAAAAUAACUGGAGGGCCGAGUUUGCCUAUGCCUGAUCUAGUCCAACCAGUGUUAUAAACUGAGAUAUGAAAACUAGGAGCUAAAUAGCACCUUAAACCUAGGUUGUUGGCGCAACAACGGAAUGUCUAGGUGUGCUUUUUUAUAACAAGAAUACAAAGCUGAAAAUGAAUGAACUUCAGCUAAAAUAUUAUGUUCAUUUUUCACAUGGUCUAGUAGUCCUUCCCCUGCCCACCCCCCUAAUAUUCUUAAGAGGGUUUCUUAACCAGUCUUAAGAGAGUAGCUGGAAGUGGGGAGGCAGAAAAAGGUCCUCCUUUCCUUCCAUUCUGCAGUUUUAAUCUGAAAUCUUAAGUGCACUACUGCACCCAGAGCUCAGAAACAGCUCGCACUAAUGAAAUUCCCUGUUGCAAAAUGCACCUAGAACAAUGGGAGUUUUGAACAGUGAGUCCAACCCCCUGCAGUCAGGAAUCUCAACUAUAGCAUCCGUUACAGAUGGCCAUCGAACCUCUGCUUAAAAACCUCCAAGGAAGGAGAGUCCACCACCUUCCGAAGGAGUUCAUUCCACCGUCGAACAGCUCUAGCCAUCAAAAAGUUCUUUCUCAUGUUUAGUCGAAAUCUCCUUUCUUGUAACUUGAAUCCAUUGGUUUGAGUCCUACUCUACAAGCUUGCACCAUCUUCCAUGUGACGGCCCUUGAGAUAGAUGAAGAUGGCUAUCAUAUUGUCUCUCAAUCUCCUCUUUUCCAGGCUAAACAUAUCCAACUCCCUCAACUGUAUAGUACAAAGUUGUAUUUAAUUGUACAUUUUAAAUUUCUCUGUUUUGUAGGCUGGCAACCAGACAGCUACUGUAAUUGCAUUGUGUUCAAUGAGAGAUUUCAACUUGUCUCAAGAAACUUGUCAGUUGGCAAUCAGAGAUGUUGGCGGCCUUGAAGUGCUGAUUAAUUUGCUUGAUACCGAAGAAAUCAAAUGUAAGGUGAGUUCAAUUGUCAGAUUGAAUUGUGCUUUAUAUGGAUUCUAGAAGCUGUUGUCCAGCAAUUGUAUAUUUACUUCCAGGACAGAUACUUCCCAAUUAGCACUGGGUCUCUUACUCCUUAAUGCAACUACAGCUUAGUAUUUUCCGUAAUAUAACACGAAAAUAAAACGACUCUGAACUUCAGAGCCGUUCUCAUCUCCCUCAAAAUUCUUUCUAGCAUUUAUGAAGUUGCUCUCCUUUCAGAAUGAAAAGUAAGAAACUGGGAUGUUAACCACAGUUAACCAUAGCUUAGCUCAGCUGAAACUCAAAAAAAGAUGGUGGAAUGGUAGAUUUCUGUUGUGUAGACAUCUUCCUUUCAGCAACACAAGACCUCUAAGGCACUUGUUUUAGUGAGUGUUCAUUCUGGUUUUGUUUGCAGGAAGGUUAGAUGACGUUGUGUCAAAGGAAGUGUUAUCCCAUACUUUCUAGUGCCUUUUUCCUGCUACUUUCCUUAUCACGAGUCAGGAGGCAGUUGCUGCUUAGCCCUGCUUUCCCCAUCCAUUCUGGGGACAAUCUCAUAAGAAAGCAGCCUCACUAUCCCACAUGAUUUUACCUUCUUUGCAUUCAGCUGUCUACCCGUACAGUAUUUUAGCGUAUGUUACUUGAAUAAUCAAACUCUAUAUCCACGUUAAACAAUCUUGUGUAAUUUCUUCUCUGAUUAGAUUGGCUCAUUAAAAAUCCUGAAGGAAAUUAGCCAAAAUCCACAAAUCAGACGUACAAUUGCUGAUCUUGGAGGAUUACAGAUCAUGGUUAAGAUACUUGAUUCUCUAGACCAAGAUCUGAAAUGUUUGGCAGCUGAAACCAUAGCUAAUGUGGCCAGAUUCAAGAGGGCCCGAAGAACAGUCCGGCAGCAUGGUGGAAUCAAGAGACUAGUAAGUAGACCUGAUGAACAACAAUAAAUCUUGGCAUCACAGUUUUGAUCUUCACUUUAUCUUCUUUUGUUAUUUUGAUAGCAGGUAGGCAUUUCUGCAACAUCAUCUUUGCUUCAGUUGCUCCAACCCAGAAAUCAAUGUUGUGGUAGCUUCUAUUCCUUUGCACAUGCCAAUCCUUUCAUUGGAAAGUUUAUAGUAUAACUUAUAACCUGCCUUAUUUCAAGAAAAAAAAUACUCAAGGCAGUGUCUUCAGUAAACACUCUGAAACAACACACUAAAAUUAUAAUCCCAGCAUGAUUUUAAAGUUCUAAAAUAAAAAAACCAAUUUAAACUAACAGGAAAGGAUGGUCAGAAUUCAUAUACGUAAGUUCAAAUGUACCAAUGAAUGUCAAAUGCCUUACAAGCUAAAGUUAUCAUUAUUUGCGCCACAAAGCUAAGAUAUGGGCAAAGUUUCUUAGGGAAGGAAUUCCAGAGGCUUGAACUAAGCAUUUUAAAGGCCAUGCUGGCCACAGGGAGUCACGAAACACACCUCUCAGAAGAUGCAUGUAAAAAAGCCUUUGCCACAGAAUCUCAGUAGGCAUUCAUGGUAGUGGAAGUAUGGCAGCCUUCAGAUGCUUUGAUGUUUUAGACAACUUCUUGAAUUGGGCCCGAAGCUAAUGUCAGUGUGAGAACAGGUGUAAUCUCUUUCUUUCACUCACCUUCAGUACAUCAGUUACAGGCAGAUACGUCUUAUGCACAAUGCUGCUGUUCUCUGGUAUGGGCAGACUACAGUAGCCUUUAUUGCUGACAUUCACUAAAGACAAUAAGCGAUCUGUCUUUUUCUAUCAGGUUGGGCUAUUGGACUGCUCAUCAAUGGGAUCGUCAAGUCUCACUCCACUCCAGGGGAAAGAGAUUGAAGUGGCACGAUGUGGAGCUUUGGCACUCUGGAGCUGUAGCAAAAGUUCCAGGAAUAAAGAAGCAAUACGUAAAGCCGGAGGCAUCCCCCUGCUGGCUCAGUUACUGAAGUCCCCCCAUUCAAAUAUGUUAAUACCUGUAGUAGGAACUUUGCAAGAGUGUGCAUCUGAGGUAAGCAUCUGAGCUUUUCUGCAGGUGGAAAUUGAGCAGAAUCUGAGAUCCAGCAAAAAGUAUACAAAUGCUUUAAAACUGUGGGGUUUUUUAAAGCACUACGAAUGAUAUUUAACAAAUAUCCCACAAAAUAUUGAAUGCAUUCAGUUAAUAAAAUAGCUCUUAUCUCAGGUUCAUUCAGUUAUUUUUUUUAAACAUCUUAAUGAAUAAAAAUGUUACUCCAUCUAUGGCUACAGAGCCAGUGUGGUGUAGUGGUUAAGAGCGGUAGAUUUGUAAUCUGGUGAACAGGGUUCGCUUCCCUGCUCCUCCACAUGCAGCUGCUGGGUGACCUUGGGCUAGUCACGCUUCUCUGAAGUCUCUCAGCCCCACUCACCUCACAGAGUGCUUGUUGUGGGGAAGGAAGGGAAAGGAGAAUGUUAGCCGCUUUGAGACUCCUUCGGGUAGUGAUAAAGCGGGAUAUCAAAUCCAAACUCUUCUUCUUCUUCUUCUUCUACAAUUAAACAUUACACAAUACAAAAUGAAAAUAGCAUAUUCUGCCAAUAGUCAAAGGGACACCUUAGCUUAUACAGUGGUACCUCGGGUUACAUACGCUUCAGGUUACAUACGCUUCAGGUUACAGACUCCACUAAUCCAGAAAUAGUACCUCAGGUUAAGAACUUUGCUUCAGGAUGAGAACAGAAAUUGUGUUCUGGCGCCGCGGCAGUGGCGGGAGGCCGCAUUAGCUAAAGUGGUGCUUCAGGUUAAGAGCAGACCACCAGAACGAACCCAAGGUACCACUGUAUCCUAUACUGAGUUGGACAUUUGGUCCACCUAGCUCAGUAGUAUCUACAUUAAUGACAGCACCUUUCUGGGAUUUCAGACAAGACUCUUCUAGCUUUACCUAGAGACUGAGCAUUGGACCUUUGGCAUGUAAAACAUGUGCUCCAACACUGACCUAUGGCAAAAGCUCAAAUUACAAUGAAAAAAACCCUUAUACGCUUUUGAGUAUGCCUGCAUUUUUUAUAUUUAGCAACAGGCUGUAUAACCAUGCAAAAGUCCCCUGUUACCUGUUGCUAGAUCAAGCACUCUAAACACACCAGUUUCUAGAUUCAUCUUCCCUUCUAAGAAGCACCAUUCCAGUGCUGAACAGGUAGAUUGAUGUUACUUGCUUGCAGUGACAGAAUAAUUCAUCUGCAACAAAAGUUACGUACUUUUCUUACUGGUUUAAAUGGGAGUGCUAAACAACAUACUGAAAUGUAUCCCAUUGACCGUAAUAAAAUGACUUGACUUGAGUGAGACUUAAAAGUACUUAAUCUUGGAAGCAUGUCCAAGGUAUGAAAUACUGUACUGAAGUAGUUUCUUAUAGUUUUUAUCUUAAUUAUUUGUUUCCUUCUACAACAAAUGUUAAGAUCAGACAAGGAGAAAACAGUGUUUAACAUUUUUAUCUAGAGAAGCAUAACCUAGAAUUAUAAUACCACAGGACAAAUUAUCUUCUGUUUAUGAAGCUUAGGAUCUUUGCUACAGAACUAUGUGGUGGAUUGUUCUAAUUGGAGUCUCAGGACCACUUAGUAUCUUGGUAUAUUUAUGCCCAUGGUGUGUGCUGCCAUACUUGAAACAACAAUUUUAUUGUAAACAAGCUAGAGAGCGUUCCCUGUAAAGGUUCAGCAUAAAUACGAUUUGGGUCAGCAAGGUUCUGCUAUCGUGUUUUGCAUUUUGAAUAAUAGCAAUUUAUCUGUUAAUACAUCUCUUAACUUAAUACAUAAAACUUGCCUUUGUAGCCAAGCUACAGACUCGCAAUUAAAAAUGAGAAGAUGAUAGAGAAUCUUGUGAAAAAUCUGAACAGUGACAAUGAAGAGCUUCAAAUGCAUUGUGCCAGUGCUAUUUUUAAGGUAAGGGAUGCUUCCAGGCCAGUUGAGGUUUCCUGCAUAGUAUGUCAUCUAGUAAUAUUGCACAGGUUGGGCAAUAUUGGAAAGCGAGUUGUAUCCUCCUACCCUACCAAGAGGACUGAAAAACUCCAUAGUUAAGAUGAGUUUAUAAGCAUGAUAGUGGUGAAGUAGGCAGACGAGUACUUCAACUAGAGCAAAAAGUUCCAUAAGGAAUAGUAAGCAACCCAGUUCGCGACAUGUCCAUGCCUUGCUUUGUAAGAUGCUGCCAACUGUAUUGGAUGCCCUAGUCAAAAUGGCUACAAAGCAUAUAAAAUAAGUAGAGCCUUGCAAUUUCAACGGUACAGCUAGGAAGGUUACAAAGUCAUCCAAACCCCCUUUGUGCCGGGCUGGGGCAGGGUUGGCUGGUGUGGAGCUUCCCUUUCUGUCUGCCUGAAGUGCAGGCUGGCGGAGGUACCCAAACAUGUCAAACAUGCCGGCAGAAGUGCUGAAAUGGGAUUUUUUGGGAAGGAGAGAGGGGCAGGACUGAGCUGUUGGUUGCUGUGGUAGCCCUGCUGCUGUCACAUGAUGCCAUCGGGUUCUAUUCAGCCCCAGCUGCUGCACCAGUUCCAGAUGGGCACAACAACCAGCCAGCCUCCCAUCCUGUCCUCUGCGUGCAGCAGGACUGGGACUGCUGUAGUGGUUCCACUGCUAUGUAAAAACCCUCUGGGGCAGCCUUUCUCAACCUGUGGGUCCCCAGAUGUUGUUGAACUACAACUCCCAUCACCCCUAGCUAGCAAGGCCAGAGCUCAGGGAUGAUGGGAGUUGUAGUCCAACAACAUCUGGGAACCCACAGGUGGAGAACCGUUGCUCUCUAGGGUGGGUGGGUGUUGUUCCCUAAUCUGGGACCCUGACGUUUAAUGUGUUCAAAAUGAUUGAAGAUCCUGAAAUCCUGCUCCAUAAAGUGUCUGCUUCGAAGGGGAUUCCUCAUUGACUUUGUUAUUGGAGACAGAUCCAUCAUGGAUGCAGGAGCAACCUUUAAUAAUGAAGUUAGUGGAGAAGUCUUCUGGCACAGGAGCAGCAUAUUCACACUGGAUUGCAAAUGAAGCUUUGACUGGAAAAGGCUUUUGCGGUGCUUGUGAAGCUGUUGAUUACAUACUAGAGACAAGGCUAAAUGGGCCCAAGUUCCAUUUAACUUAUUAUGACUUGAGCACGCCUCAUUGUUCUGGAUUGUUCUCAUUACUUUCACUGUGGAAGCCUGUUUUAUAGGCCUCAGCUAUGUAUGCUCGUACUUUUUCUGGCUUUCCCCCCUUUUACAUAGUGUGCUGAAGACCAGGAAACACGUGAGCUCGUUAGGCAGCAUGGAGGCCUCAAACCUCUUGCUACAUUGCUUGGUAAUUCUGGAAACAAAGAACUUCUGGCAGCAGUGACCGGAGCAAUCUGGAAAUGUGCAAUCAGCAAAGAAAACGUGACAAAGUAUGGAUAACAUUUUCACAUUGUCAGCUAUAUAUAUUUAGCAUCUUUUCAUGUAGAGACAAAGCAAACAUCCAAGGAAGAGAGAUUUAACAGCUCUAUGCAUGAUUAAAAGUCACCUUUUAGAUGUUGCAAAUGUGCAUUUGUGUUCAGAGGUGGACCCUACUGUCUUGCGCCCUUGGCAAAAGGCUGUAUUGGCACCCCCCCAAAAAAAAACCCUUGCACCCUUGGCAAGGUGUAGCAGCACCUCCAAAGCUGGGAGAGACCAUAGACAAGAAACUCAAAAAUAUUGCUUUUAGUUGCCUUUCAUGCUCUGCCAGUGACUUCCUCUGCUCUGCUCCACCUGCUCCACCUCCGCUUUCAUUGGUCUGCCUGCCUGCCUUUCUGCUUGCUUCUUUUCCUUCUGUCUCCUUCCUCCAUCCCUUCCUUCAUUCUCCCCCUGCCAGCCAGUGUGGUGUAGUGGUUAAGAGCAGUAGAUUUGUAAUCUGGGGAACCGGGUUCGCAUCUCCGCUCCUCCACAUGCAGCUGCUGGGUGACCUUGGGCCAGUCACACUUCUCUGAAGUCUCUCAGCCCCACUCACCUCACAGAGUGUUUGUUGUGGGGGAGGAAGGGAAAGGAGAAUGUUAGCCGCUUUGAGACUCCUUCGGGUAGUGAGACUCCUUCGGGUAGUGAUAAAGCGGGAUAUCAAAUCCAAACUCUUCUUCUCUGCCUUUCUUCCCUCCAAACCCCUCUGCGUGCUCCACUCACCACCAGCCAACUAGGGAGGGUUCUUUCAGUGACCAAAUGCCUCCACCAAGGUGCCCAGGGGAGCCUGCAUGCCUUGCCUGGCUGCGCAGAGCAGCAGAGGAGCUAUCCUAUUAUGUUAAGAGGUGCUGCUAGCUCUCAUGAAUAUAGACAUGUAUUUUAAAGAAUUGUGACAGCGAUUUUUGUAUUUUAUUUAAGGAUAUUUUAAGCAUCCUCUUUUGGUCUCAUGGCAGGGUACAAGAGCAAGUAAAAAAAAAAGCCAACCCAUCCUGAAAAUUGCCAUCCUAGAGAGGCCACCCAUGGAGCCACACAGCCACUCAUUACUAUUUAUUAAAUUUGUAUAUUGCCCUGUACCCACAGGUCCUUAAUUGCAGCAGCGCACUAAUAAUGCUCACUAAAAUGACAGCUGCCAGUUCUAGAGAGAGAGAGGUUUCCAUAUUUGUCGUGCCACCAUACAGCAUACCCUAUCCCAUGUACCUCCCCUGGAGAUGGGAGAACCUUCUGCUAUAUCUGUAUUAUAUAUAAUUCAACUUCAAAUCUCUUUAAGAACUAAUUAAAGGAUUGUGAGAACUACAGUGGUGCCUCGCAAGAUGAAAUUAAUCCGUUCCGCGAGUGUCUUUGUCUAGCGGUUUUUUCAUCUUGCGAAGCAACCCUAUUAGCGGCUUAGCGGAUUAGCGCUAUUAGCAGUUUAGCGGCUAUUAAAGGCUUAGCGGCUUAGCGGCUUAGCUGCUAAAAGGCUAUUAGCAGCUUAGCGGCUUAGAAAAAGGGGGGGGGGAGCAAAAAAAAAUCUCAAGACUCGCAAGACAUUUUCAUCUUGCGAAGCAAGCCCAUAGGGAAAUUCGUCCUGCGAAGCAACUCAAAAACGGAAAACCCUUUCGUCUAGCGGGUUUUCCGUCUUGCAAGGCAUUUGUCUUGCGGGGCACCAUUGUAUAGAAAAGGCUAAGGAAUUUCUACUGGAGUUUUCAACACCUUCCUCAAACUCAAUAGUUCCCUGUGGUUUUAAAGUUAACAAUUACAGCUAAACUGAUUUCGAAUUACCGUACUGACCUGAAUAUAAGCCUCACUUUCCUCCCCAAAUUCCAACUGUGAAAAGUUAAAGUGCGGCUUAAAUUCGUGACCUUACAAAAAUAGGCUUUUACGAUCCUGCUGCUGAAACAGACAUACGGUAAAACAGAACAGGUGUGAGUUCCUGUGGAAUUUUAAGGAAGCAGCUUAUAUUUGGGUAUUGUCUUUUUUUCCUUGCCCCCCCCCCUGAAUUUUAAAGGUGUGGCUUAUAUUCAGACCAAUACGGUACUUUAAACGUGUAGUGCAGAUAUGCCCUUAAAGCCUAAUACAUGCACAAUGUAACACCAAUGCUUUUUAAAGAGUUCCUGAAAUAUUGUGCCCAAUUUGUGAUUUUGGAAGGAUUAGCUCCAUAAAUGUUUUCAGGAUAUAUCGUUCUGGUGAAGUUAACGCUGAUUCUUUACUUUAUUUUGUUUUAGAUUCCGGGAGUACAAAGCUAUAGAAACUUUGGUUGGCCUACUAACAGAUCAGCCAGAAGAAGUCCUUGUGAAUGUUGUUGGAGCACUGGGUGAAUGUUGCCAAGAACAAGCAAAUCGGAGCAUUAUCCGCAGAUGUGGUGGAAUCCCAUCCCUUGUCGCUUUACUCACUGGAACCAAUCAGGCUCUCCUCGUAAAUGUCAACAAAGCAGUGGGAUCCUGUGCAACAGAACCUGAAAAUAUGAUGUAAGUAGUAGUGGUGGUGGUAGUUGUAGUGGUAGUUGUUGUUGUUCAUUAAAUUUAUAUACCACCAUUCAUCUGAAGAUCUCAGGGCGGUUCCCAAGAUAAGAACACAAAAGCACAAAAAAACCCCCACAAAAAUAAAUGGUUAAAACAAAAUGAAGCAAUAACUCCACAAACACAUCUAAAAGACAGUAGAAUAUUAAUCAUCCAGAAGCCUGGUUGAAGAGGAUUGUUUUUGCCUGGAGCCUAAAGAUGUACAGUGGUACCUUGGGUUAAGUACUUAAUUCGUUCCGGAGGUCCGUGCUUAACCUGAAACUGUUCUUAACCUGAAGCACCACUUUAGCUAAUGGUGCCUCCUGCUGCUGCUGCGCCGCCGGAGCACAAUGUCUGUUCUCAUCCUGAAGCAAAGUUCUUAACCUGAAGCACUAUAUCUGGGUUAGCGGAGUCUGUAACCUGAAGCGUAUGUAACCAGAAGCGUAUGUAACCCGAGGUACCAUUGUAUAAUGAAGGCACCAAACAAGGAAAGGUUCCUCGUUUUUUUUAUAAACAAAAUGUUGCUCAUAUAUUGGAACAGAGGCAUCGAGUUGUGCCCAACAUUGGGCAGGGGGCGUGUGUGUGUGUGUGUGUGUGUGUGUGUGUGUGAUAUGUCACGUCAUCACAACAUCAUGCGACUGUCACAGACACCAUGCAGCAUCUCCCAAGGCGGCUGAGCACAGCGGACAAAAAGGGAGGAGGGAGAUGGGCGGGCAAGGAAGGACUCAGCCUCUUCUGCCCCCUCAAGAUUGGAGGGCCUCAGCCCCAGCCCAGCAGACUUAGGGGGACUGAAGAUGCCUCAGCCCUAUAGAGCUGUCAUCUAUGCAAUGGAAUAUCCUGGUUUAUCAUAUUUAUUACAGAAUUAAAAUAUUUGGCUGUGAAUGAGGCUCCAGUGGUUCAACAAUAUAGAUUCUUUUUUUGUGAAGUCAGUGAUGGACAUGAAAUAUACUUACAAAUAUUACAAGCAUAGAAGAUGUAAUGUAGUAUUUGUAAUAUUUGGCCCAAAACCAAACAACUUCUUUAGCUUAACCCAGUGGAAUAAAAAAAAUGUUGUUGUUUAAAUGGAACUCCUAGGUGUCAUAUUACAAACUGCUUUGUAAACUCCCAGUGGAAGAAAGGAGACAGCAGCUGUUCAGAGCUGUGAGCCACAUUUGAUGAAUCUUUGGGUCUUUGGCCCCUGUGUCCAAACAUACAGUAAUGUAAACAUGGAAGCCAGAUUAUGUAGAGAGAGGUUCUUUUAUUGGGAAAGUAAUUUUGCUGAGCUUCGAUAGUCCACUUUGUAAAUCAGAAGAAUUCACUUGCAUUCUAAUAUUAUUUUAUAUAUACACCUACAUACACCCACAUUGUACAAAGAUAUGCAGGAGAACUAAAUAAUAAUAGUAUCUAAUAUUAAUAUAAAUAUCAGUACCUUCCAAGGUUUGGAAAAUUCAAGCCCGAUAAGCCUACAAAGCUACCUUAUAGUGACUCAGACCACUGGUCCAUUUAGUGUAGUACAGCCUUCUUCAGAAAGCAGCAGCUUUCCAAAGUCCAUUUCACCUGAAGAUGCCAGAAUUUACUGCCUCCAGGCCAUAUGCUCUACCACCAAGCUGUGGCCUCUGCCCAGGUAAUAUCUGAAUCCUAGCCACCUAAAACUGGACUAUAAAUUUCUGUUUUGAGGUGCUUUUGGGUGAAGUAUGUUUGCCAACUUUUCUGCACAUCUAGGCUUGAAAAAAUAAUUUGCAUACUUGGAGCUCUAAGAGUGCUUUCCUGAAGUGCUAUUUAAACUGAAUAUUUCAGUAGCUGUACAUGGAAACUAAACAAAUACCAAACUAAUUUUUCUUCCCCCACCCCCCUGCAUUGCACACUAUGAUCGUGAACUGAAGAGGGCUGGUGUUUUAUAAAGAGAACUGUUGAUAUUUGACUUGCAUAAUGUAAAGCUUGUACAGUUUGAGGCUCCAGCAUUAAAAUUUCAUGAGAAAUGUUCCAGUAAAAUGUUCAGGUCAGCUUUUGCUUUUACUCUAUAUGAGGAAAGUCACAGUUCUCUGCUUAUAUAUCAACAAGGUUGCAAGGAGAUAGCUAUCUUCUGCUCCUCCUGUUCUGUUUUGCCUAAAUCACUUGAUAUUCACGGAGCGGUGCAGUGAUUCUGAUUGCCUGAAUGGGGCAUUUGUUUCCAUGCUUUGGCUGUCACCCAGUGGCAAGAUAGUGCAGAAGUGUAAACAUGCCAUAUGUACAUGAACAGGGCUAGUCAAGUGGUAGAAAGGGGUGCAUAGAUUGAAUCACUUGCACAUCGUGUCUCACAAAGAAUUGUAGAUGAUCGUAGAUUAUUAUUUUUUUAAUUAACCUAAUAGAGGCAGUGCCAUAAAUCAGCAAAUAAAUCCAAACAACCAAUCGGCAGAAGCAAAACCCCAGGACUGCUUUGCUGCUUAGAGCCUAUUGCUCUUCUGUCCAUUAUGGACAGCUUCAUGCUGAAAUGCAGUCAACGAAAGAACCCAAAUCAACCCAAAUUGAUGCCUAAAAUUGUGGUCUUUCAAAGCUCAGCCUGUUUAAGAGAGAGAAAAUGCUGAUAGUUUAAGCAAAAAUAAAAAUUGGGCCAUUUUCCUCUAACUGAAUUAUGGUUCUGAUCUCUCUUCUUUUCACUACAGGAAGCAUUCACUGUAUUAGCUUGCAGUCCUGAGCCAGAAUUUGCUCUUUUCAAUAAAAUGCAGGUGCUAUGUAUUAGAAGAUUUAGUUUAUGAUCAAGAAAAUGAAUUUCUGAGGAAGAAAAACCAGAAGAUUCUAUCCCUUUUUUCAGUGGCUUAAAAGGUGUCCCAUUUUUAACAUAAACAGGAAGAAAGGUUGCUCAGCCCCAGUAUUAACUAUGAUGCAUUAGAAAACAUUAAGGAUUUUCAAAAGGUGUUAACAUGUGCACUAAUGUUGAUCUCGUUAUCUACAGAUGUCUUAUUUGUAGAUACUGGUAACUAUAAAACUGAGGGCAAUAAAGUCAUGUUUCACAUUUCAAAGUUCAAAUUAAAUGGUUGUGCCUCCAAACCUUGCUGUAUAUUCCCUCCCCAAUAACACACAAGUGGAAAGGGGGAAUUAAUAAGAAAAAGCAGUGCAGACAAGAUAAGGAAGAUAAAACAGGCUCAGUGAGCAGACAGUCUGCAGCAUUCUGUAAGGAUUUACCCAGUUUUUGGAAUGCAGUAAACUGGAGUGGAGUAAAUUUUCUCUUGUGUCAGUUGACUCAGUCAUGUGUUUUCAGUAUAGUAACAGCCUGUGUCCUCUGAUGCCCAAAGUUUCAGUGCAAAUAGCAACGGUGAAGUGUGUCACACAGAUCACUCCGAUUUUACUAAAUCAUGCUAUAUAGGCCAUCCACAGGGCAAUGAAACUAGUUCUGUCAUAAAUAGUUCUUUGUAGAUUAACUUGAAUCUGUUCUUGGAAAAUUGUUUCCAACUGUAGUUGUGUUAGUGAUGUUAGUGAUCCUUUACAGUCGUCUUUAAUUCUAUCGUCCAUUUACAUUUUUUGUUAGGUUUUAUAUUGCCUUUUAUUCAACAUCAAACCUAACUAUUGGUGUUAUGAUUUUGAAUCUUAUGCACUAAAAUGAAAGACCUUUUCUAACCAGCUUGAGCCCCUGAUUUACCAUACUAUUUAUCAAAGCCAUUUGUAACCAUUUUUUUUUUGUUUUGUUUUAUGUUUAAAAGAGUUGCAUUGUGGUUUUCAAAAAGAUGAGAUUGUGCUUUGUAAGACUUGGAACCUGUAAUCUUACCAAGGAGCACUAUAUACCAUGUGUAUGUAUGUGUAUAUAUAUAUAUAUAUAUAUAUAGUCAGUAUAACACUGUUUACAUUUGUGUAUGUGGUCUCAGUUGGCAGCAGAUGCAGUCAGACUUCUCAAGAGCCCUGGCAUAGAAUGGCGUAACAAAAAAGAAUGAUAGAUAUAAGAAACAGAUGUUGAGGGUGUGUGCAUGUGUCUUUGAGUAAGUCUGGGGCUUGUUUAUCCUGGAAAUAUUCAAUAUCAAAUUAUUAGAGCACAGAAAUGGCUUGCUGUAGAAUAAGAUUGUUAACAUGUAGAAAGAGAGACUUCAUUUAGAACUGCUCUCUUGGCAGUAGAACUGAUUUAACCCUGGCAAUUCAGGAGAUCUUCAAAUGGCUUUUUGGUUAAACAAGCAACUGCCCAAACAAUAAUCAAGGUCUAGCCAAUAUAUUCCAAUAUAAAUUACACAAGCAAUCAAUUCUGCUGUGUAGCCAAGAUUGGCUUAUGUACAGCAGUAUUUUAAGAAACCAUUAGACGUGCUGUGUUGAAUCAUAUCCUGUCAGGGGCGUUUGGAUGAGCCUCAGCCACAGCUAGUCUGCAAAACACAGCAGAAGGCAAAGUCAAAUGGAAUAAUGUCCCCAGGACCUCUAGGUAAACAUGUGGUGCCGGAAGACUCCUGAGGAGAAUUGUGAUCAGAAUAGAUGCAGCUCUUAAGAAAUACAAAUGGCAGAUAAGGAGGUCAGAUGAGUCAGAUAGACAAAUAGAUCAGAAGCUGACAAACAGCUUGAACAGGAUUCCAGGAAGCAGGCAGGCAGGUAGAGAAACUCCCCCCCACCCCAUAAAAAUCACCCCAUCCCUAUUAAAUAUAUUACAUCAAAUAUUUGUUUGUUCAAGAUGUUAACUCCUGCCUAACCAGGUGGACAUGAUAUAUGUCUCCAUCUUGGAGACUCAAACCAACAGCCCCACAGAAGUAGCAGCUUGGACAUGUGAUGCAAACUCUUCCUAUGUUUCCCAAGAGUCUUGCUAAGUAGUCCAAGUUAUCAACUAUAGUAACAACAGCCAGUCAAGUUGAUCAGCAGGAAGCAAAUCCUUACUCAUAAGCUUGGCAGCCAACACCCAACCACCCCUAAGGCUUCUCAGAGCCUAGUGAGAGAAGCUUUCAUGAGACCCACCUUCAUGUGGACCCAGUGAGUUGGUUGCCCUUUUCUAAUAUCCCCUGUGAAGCACGGCCUCAAGCAACUUCAUUUAAUUACAGCCUUCUUAACAGACAGUUCUCCGGAUGCCAUAGAAGUGGAAGCCUCCUGCCACUGGAGAGAAGAUGUCUAGGCUGAAGCAAUUUCACCAGAAGCUGUGGAGAGAGCCUCUCGGUCUGUAUUGGUCCAAACUUGUUCCUGCCAAAAAUGAAGGCAAGAAGCAUUCUACCUCAAAACAAUUCCUCCCAUCUCUCUUUUCCUAUGUUUACUAUAGCAGGAGAAGUAAAACUGGCAUUCUUCUAAGGUUGAAGAGCAGUUCCAGAAUUCAGCAGCUCUCUGGGAAGAAGCUUUCUUCCUUCUCUCAAAGCACCCCCCCUCCAAUACCAGCAAAAGAAACCUUUCAGAGUUUGCAGAGAUCUGGAGCAAAAGAGAUGUGGACAUAAUUGAGCAAUGAUUACUGAAUGGUGGCAUAACAAAGCAUAUUUUUCACAUGAUCCAAAAUACUUAUUUGAAAUUAUGUAAGACAUACCAAAUUAUGAAUGUUACGCUUUCAGUUUAUCCUUUUUUUGUUAAUUUGCUUUGCAAAUAUAUGUGAUUUUUGUUAAACUGAAUCAAAAUUUAAAAAUAAAGCGAGAAUGAGAGACAGAGGUGCACGCAUGAGCUCUGCAAAUGAAGACAGAAUGCUAAUCCCCAGAAUUAUCUUGUAUCUCCUUGGAUUGGCUUCUCCUUUCCGUCAAGCAAACCAAAGAAACAAUGAAGAAUCAAAAAAGCUCUCCAAUAUCUCAUUCAUGUUAAGGCCACAGAACCAGUUCCAAGUUGGAAGCUCUUCCUAGGAGUGUGUUUUGUUUUUGUGCAUUUACUUUUAUAAGGCUUCUUUUUUCAUUUUACGGCUAAUUGACAUAGCCCUGGAGACAAGAAGGCACAGAAGAAGAAGAAGAAGAAGAAGAAGAAGAAGAAUUUGGAUUUGAUAUCCCGCUUUAUCACUACCCUAAGGAGUCUCAAAGUGGCUAACAAUCUUCUUUUCCCUUCCUCCCCCACAACAAACACUCUGUGAGGUGAGUGGGGCUGAGAGACUUCAGAGAAGUGUGGCUGGCCCAAGGUCACCCAGCAGCUGCAUGUGGAAGAGCGGGGACGCAAACCUGGUUCAUCUUUCAGCACCAUUGCAAGGGAAUGCUUUGUCCCCUGAGCUUGUACUGCUAUGAGUUAGUGUGACAGUGUGUGAUGCCUUUGUUGCAGGAUCAAGCAGUCUAGUGCAUGGGGGUCUGGAGCUAUCAAGGCUGACCAAGUAUAGAUAGACUAGUUCAGAUAAUGGAGGCAGAAAAUGUGUGCAGAAAGGAAGACAAGUUCAAGGCAGUAUAACGUUACAGCAGCCAUGGAAAUGGUGUUAAACUGGUAUUUUGAAGGCUAGCAGAGUGCCCCAGGUGGUGUUUCAAAAGAUAAUGCUCUUGAAUCCACAGUAAAGCAUGGAUUCAUUGGGUGGUCUUGAUCCUUUUACUAUGAUUUGUCAAGCUACAUUUUCUAACUGUUAAUCUGUGAUUUCUAAUGGCCAGCCACUCGGGGAUUGAUAUGAGAAGCAGUAAGAAGCACUCUGCAUACUUUUUAAGUGUUCUACAGAUGAUGAUAAAAUACUGGUUCUAGAUACACAAUGGUACCUUGGUUUUCGAACGUAAUCUGUUCUGGAAGACCAUUCGAGUUCUGAAACAUUUGAAAACCGAAAACUCAGACCGGAAGCCUCAAAACAGAAAACUCAGUAUGGAAGCCACAUUUCCUGUUCGACACAUGAAUGAAGACACAUGCUUUGGGGUUAAUGGGCCACAGCUUUAUAAAUAUCAGAUCUUCAACAGGCAGAAAACAGCACGUUAGAAGAGCAGGUGAUGGAAAUCUAGCCAACUAGUAGAAACUGCCAACUGGCUACGUGGAGGCAGAUGUACCUGGUAUAGGCCAAGAAGCAGGCAGUUCUGAGAAGACAGACUGACAGGUGAAGAGGGGGUGGCAGCACCUAUUAUAGUGGGUGGAGCCUCCUCCCAACCUGAUGCCCCAAACAUUUGUGCACUGGUGUUUUCUCUCUGCAUAGGAAUCUCCAUUCCACAGUCAUAUGAGGAGGAGAAAUCCACCCCUUGCUAAACAUGUCAGAGGGCAGUGGUGGACUUUGGGCUCUCAAAUUUCAGUAAUGCCCUGUAUAAUGCUGAAAUUUAGCACUCCUCUUGCGAUCUGUUCUACAGCAUUGUUGUGGUGCAACUGCACUGGUUGUGGUACCCUAAAACCGCCUCUGCAGAGAAGGAUUAGCAUAACCCUUUUAUAUGUUCUUGUGUGUACUGUAUUGUCAUCUUAUCACCGCUUUGUGGUCUAAACUUGGAUUUCCUCUGUGUUUUUUGAAGUUGCUGUUCUUUGUACUGGCCAUGUAAAUCGGCCUGCCUUGUUUUAACAUUUCACAUUGUCCUUGCUCCUCUCCAAAAUACCUGGAUGCUGGAAGCAAAAUUAUAUAACCAGGUUGCAUCAAUUUAAAUAAAGCUGUACUUACUUUAGACAGAGAGUUCGUGUCCUAAAUCAUUCUGUCUGAAUCAAAAUAAUUGUAUGAUUACGUACUUGCCUGAUUUUCUACUUACUUUUCAUUCCUGGCAAACUCAUUUUACAUAAUGAACAGAAAUUAGAUGUUCUUGCUUGAUUUUUUUACAUGGGUAAAAAUCUGUAUUUUAUUUUAUUUCCAAAAUAAUGUAUUCACAAUUAAAGAUGUGGACAAACUGUGUAGAAUUAAACAUUUGAGGUUAUAAAUCAAAGUAUGCCUGAUUGUCUUUAUCUUCACUUCAUCUGCUUUGAGUUUUACAUAUCUUCCUGAACAAAGCCAUGUUUGUAAAGGAUAUUAAGUUUUGUUUGGUCUUCCUCUUCGUUUUAAAGUACUCAGUGGACUUUAAUAUGAAGUUAUGAUCCCCUAGACUGAUUGAUAUAUAAACAUAAGACAGAUGGUUUAAAGAUGACUCUGAUGAUAAUUCAUUUUUCAGCUAGACAUGAAGAUACUUUGAUUACAGUAUGUUUAAGCAAUUAUAACACGGUAUUCAGUGUUAGUCUCGUCGGUAGGGAGCACAUAGGAAACAAGUUGCACGUUAUUCAUGCCCAACAAAGGGUGCACUGUGGUGUGACCCAUUUUAAUUCCAAAUGUUAGGUUAGCAACAUAGAAAUUUAAAAUAUGUCAUACAGCAAGGUAAAUAAAUUAAACAUAGACUCAAUAUAGAGUUAAGUACAUAGUUUUUUGGCAUAAAUAUUUGUUUUGGAAAGUAUUUGUUGCUAUAUGAAAGAAACUAGUAUGUUUGAAUUUUGGUUCGACUUUGCAUGCAGCUUGUUAAAAAAGUCACGUGGCUCAUUUUUAAAGUUUACAAGGGUCCUAGCUAUAUAAUGCCGUUUAUUUUAUUUUAUACUUUCUAGAAAAGAAUUUUAAGGUAAAGUGCUGGGGGCGGGGUGGGGGAAUGUAGAGGAUUCAUUGAAAAAGUGUAUCUCGUUCAAAGCCACAUUUCUACAGAUACGCUUUAUAAACGAUGUUGGGAUGUUUCAAUGAUAAAACAUGGGUUUACACAUGGGUCUUGCGCAAUAACCAUCUAAUAAAUAGAAUGUUAAGUAUUAUUUCAGUUGAUAUCUUCAAUGCCUCUCUUUACUAGGAUAAUUGAUCGUUUGGAUGGUGUUCGUUUGUUAUGGUCUUUGCUGAAAAACCCUCAUCCAGAUGUUCAGGCGAGUGCAGCCUGGGCUAUUUGUCCUUGCAUUGAAAAUGCAAAGGUGAGAAAAUAUUUUCUAAGUAUUUUACUAAGUUGAUAAUUAGUAGGAAUCGGUGGGAUGGCUGCUGAUGGUACAAAGCCACUGACAGUUCCCUCAAAUAAGGGAAAGCAAUGAUCUUUCCCUAUGCAUUUUACAGGGGGGAAGGGAAUCUAGCAGGGUACAAUUGGAUCCUGAACGCCUUGCGAAUUGACACUUUGGCUCCCGAAUGCCACUAACCCAGAAGUGAGUGUUCCGGUUUGCGAACGUUCUUUGGAACCCGAAUGUCUGACAGGGCUUCUGUGGCUUCUGAUUGGCUACCAGGAGCUUCCUGCAGCCAAUCAGAAGCCGUGCUUUGGUUUCUGAAUGUUUUGGAAGUUGAACAGACUUCUGGAACGGAUUCCGUUCAACUUCCGAGGUACCGCUGUAUCUAGAAACAAGCCCAGAAAAGAACAAGACCUGGAAAGUUUAUGUGUAUACACACACACACCAUCAGCGGCUGAAACUAAGAUCAAAGAGAUAGAGCUUCUCCAUCUUUGGCUGCAGAGAAUAUAAUCUAUCUGAUUUCGAUGCUGCCCAUCUGGUGAUACUUCAUCUUUUUGAAAUACCAUCUCCUAGCUCCUGUAAGAGCCCCCGUUAUUUUAAAAGCCACUGCUUUCUGAAACUCUAGAAUCCUUCCAUUGCCUAUCAAAAUUUUAGCCAUGGUAAGCAAGGUAGCCCAAAGUUUACGCUGCUAAAAUGAGGUUUUCUCAAAACAUAUAUUAAAGCUACAGAUUAUUACCAUAUUGAUCUUAAUUCCACGUUGUUACUAAAUUGCUUUGAUAGCAAACUUCCAACAACAUUGGAUUACAUUACAUACACUAUUGUAAAUUGCAGCAUAUCAAGACUUGCCUACAGCCCUUCCCACAUUUUGGAUCAGAGAUGUUAUUCAAUUUGUAUAACCUAGCUAGCAUAAUAUGCCAGCAACUCAAAACUUUGCAUUAAGCUUCUCUCAUACCAGGAGAAGCGAUAACCACCCAAUACCCAAAUAUGCCAUUACCUCUCCUCCAAGAGACAAGUAUAUCAUCCCCAAGCAAGAGCAAUGUUUAAAAAAUUCACACCAAACAUAUAGUUCAGUAAAAAGGGUGGUAGUAUUGAACUAUAGAUGCAAAAAGCUGUGAUUAUCAAUUGCAAAAUAGGCUCUCAGACUAUGAAAUGCAGGGUUUAGAUGUACUGAUAAAGAAAGGGGGAAACUGAAGCUCUUCUUUACACUUCGUAAUUUAACUGGGAUUGAAACAAAACAUGAUUCUAUGAAAACAAGAAUAGCCUAUAAAUUCUGGUUUUCAUCCAAAUUCUAAACAAUGCAGCAGAUCAGAGGUGCUAAACCACUGGAGUAAGGGGAGAGCAAGCUGAGACAUUCUAUUCUUUCCUCUUACACUAGGUAGUCAAAAUGCUUUUGAUCCAUAUGGGAGAAUGUGUUGCCUCUGGUAGGCUAUAUUUACGAUUUUGUAGGACACUAUCAAAUGGAUAAUCCCCAAAACCUUGAAUGCACAGGGCUGCAGGAUUAAACAGAAAGCAAGGAUGUUGCAGGAAGGAGUUGAAAAUUACUGAAUACUAAAACUAAGGCAGAUAGUUUAGUUUUAUGCUAUGGUACAGGUCACAAAAGUGGUUCCCUGUAUGGGGAAGUCUUCCCUCCCUUCCUCCAUUACAAGCAGAAGUCCUGAUAUACCUGAGCUGCUUAUAUUGGUGCAUAGAGGGAGGGAGGGUUGUGUUAGCCCAGUAGAGCAUUUCUGUGUAUUAUGGCAAGCAGUGUUACUUUGCUUGGUGGUGACUAAUGUUAUUUUGUAGUGGUAGGGUAUAUAUAUAAAAUUGAAACAUUUAUUUUAAUAUGUUUUAUUAAAGAGAGAGAGAGAAGAGCGGCCAAGCAGGCAACAGAAUCACCAUAACAGAAGUAGAUUUAGAUUAAUUAGCUGGUUAAUUCAAUAGCUACAAACCAUAACGGUAGAAGUAAUUGCUGUGACAGAGUGGAAGUGCAUUAGCCAAUCAAAGCAAAUAAUUAUGAAGAAUUGCAGUGAAAAGUGUUCUGAGCUCUGUUGAUAUUGGAAAGUCAUUUUGUAGUCAAGAUACUCCUUUAUUCCCUAUGCUGAAUAAUGUAAACAUAAGAAACAUUCAGAAAUUACAAAGUUUUCCUUGUUUCAAGCAUGGUUGCUCUGUUGAUCCUAAACAAAGACAGAUAGGAUAAAAAAAUGAUUUAGACACUUUUAAUUGUGGGUAAUGGCCUCUUGAGCCAACCUCAACUUCUACAUGCAAAAACUUUUCUUCAUAUUACCAUUAUUAUUUUCCGUAUUUCAGUGAGAAAGUUAGUUUGAUUUCCCCCUUAAUUUUGAGUACUUUUCUUACAAAAUAAUGGAAAAAAAUGUUUCUGAGGCUAUGCUUGUUUAUUGCUAUGUUUCUCCCAGUCCAUUCAUAUUUCAGCACAUAAAACUGUGAAUAAAAUAGGAGUGGGAAGAGUUCUGUACUGUGCUCUGAGCACACACAGGAGACAGAGAAUGUGCUACUUGAAGGCAUUUAACCAUGCAGCAUCUCUAUAUAGCAUGAAUGAUGCCAUUGGCCUUGCCGGGGGGGGGGGGGUUUUGCCAGAGUGCCAGCCAAUCAGGAGUGCCUGUUUUCCCUAGUGUGCGUCUCUGAGUGACACUCUGCUCAGUUCCCCAGUAGUCUGCAGCAAGGGAUUAGCCCAGGGGUCAGCAAACUUUUUCAGCAGGGGGCCGGUCCACUGUCCCUCAGACCUUGGGGGGGCCAGACUAUUUUUUGGGGGGGGGGAAUUAACAAAUUCCUAGGCCCCACAAAUAACCCAGAGAUACAUUUUAAAUAAAAGCACACAUUCUACUCAUGUAAAAACAUACUGAUUCCUGGACUGUCCGCAGACCGGAUUUAGAAGGCGAUUGGGCAGAUCUGGCCCUUGGGCCUUAAUUUGCCUACCCAUGAGUUAGCCAGUUACCUUUGCAAAGCCCUUUAAGGGUGCUUCAGUGUGUCCCCACAGCCAGCAAAGCCAAGAAGGCAUGCUUUCCUUCUUCAUGUUGCAAAACCUCAGGGACCAGUAGGUUAAUUUGGCUGAAUGAGAUAGCAGUACUGAUUUGAUAAAUUUGGAAGGUGCACUGAGUUGGUUUAGCAAUCUGAGGCAUCUUUAUGGCAAGAGGAUCUUUACAUAUAGGGGCCACUAAACCUCAUUAUGGAGCUUGACCACUCAUGAAGGAGUCACCUAAUAUGGCAGAAAACACUUCUGGCCCACCAGGCUCCUGUCUAUAGGACUGUGUGCCCCGCUCCCCGCAGGAAUCAAAGUUGGCCAUCCUUAUAUAGUUAUUUGCCAAGACGUUUGCCUCAUGUGUUUAUCUCUUACGUUAUGCCAUUAGUUUUCCUUUCUCAUAUAAUGAUACUUUAUGAAAUGCAAAAGAGGCAAAGUGAACCUUCUCCUCCUUCCUGCCCUCCGGUAAAGUCGGGUGUGCUGCAAAAUGGCAAACCAUGGAACGGGACAGGGACAGGUCUCCAGAAGGAAAUGGAGUCCACAGAGGACUCUUGGUAACUCAAGUUUAUUUGCUCAACCACACCAUCACAUUUUUGGGCAAAAGUAGCCAGAGUUGAUAAAUUGGCUUUGACAUCUUAAGCUUUCUAAGAUAUUCUAAAAGGAAAAUACUACUGUGUUGUUUUUUUAUUGGGAAGCUUUUAUCUAUGAGGGUAGAAUAUUUAUAAACACGGUGCCUUUUCAAAGCAGCAUUUAGUUUACAGUACUUCAAACUCAGAAGAGAGUCUCGUUCCGAGAACUGAAAGAGGUCUCAAACUUCAGUAUUUUGGCAGACCAAUAUAUAUGUCAAGGAAUGUUGAUAUUAAAAUCAACAAGCGAUGAUGAUCUGGUCCUGCAAAUCACAUGGUCCACAGCACCCCAAAGAUUCCAGUGGAUAGGGCUCACUCAAAAACUGACUUUUGAUGUGACCUUGGGGAAGCUUGUUUAUUCUUCAGUGUUGCUCUUGUACACAUCUGUAAUGAGGGGUCUUUUCCCCAGCCUAGACUGUGAAGGGGUGCGGGGAGAAACCUGAUUUAGGAUUAUUAUGAGAAUAGUUCUGAGAAAUGAAGAAAUGUAAUAUGUAACUGAGGGACCUCUCCACAAAUAUACUCUGCGGUUAUUCAUGAGGUUACAGUGACUAGAGAAAUUGCUGCCAUCAUCAUGGGAUAAGAAUAGAUGCUGAAUAUACAGGGGUCCCUUUACCUUUACUUAUACCAUAUUUAUUCUCCUAUAGUACAUUCACAUUUUACAUUUCUCUGUAGGAGGGCAUGUCUGAUGUAGGCUGCUCAAUAUUCACAUAAAUCCUGACACAACACAGACAACAUCUCAGGAUUCACGUUACUUUACAAUGCAGCUCAUAUUGAUUAGUUGUGGUUUGGAUUUGUACAGUGAAAGGUGCAUAGGAACACUUUUGGUAUUCAACCAACCAUCAGGUUUAGACCACUGCAGGCUGUGCUUGGAUUAAGUCCUUAAUCAUGGUAACAACAGGUCCAUUGAAAUCAACGUGAUUUAGCUUUAAAUCCUAGCUUUAAUUUCCGUUGUCUACUCUCAGCAUGACUAAGCCUGGAAACAACCCAUAAUGGACAAUCACAUUUGGAAACUGAGAGAAAGAACGGGCAGUGAAAUUAGCUCUAAAAUGGAAAAACAAGAGCAAAAGCAACUUGCGUUUUCGUAGAACCAUUGUUUACAUUAAAUGGAGAUUUAGCCAAUUAAGUAAAUUGUUUUGUUUUGUUAUUCACUCAGGAUGCUGGUGAAAUGGUUCGUUCCUUUGUUGGUGGCUUAGAGCUGAUAGUCAACUUAUUAAAAUCAGAGAAUAAAGAAGUUCUGGCAAGUGUGUGUGCUGCUAUAACCAACAUAGCAAAAGAUCAAGAGAAUUUAGCUGUUAUAACAGAUCAUGGUGUUGUCCCUUUGUUGUCCAAACUAGCAAAUACAGUAAGUAAUGCAUUUUUUGUAAUAUGUUUUAACAAUUGCUAGCUUACUGAAACCUGCUGCAUGAUGGCAUCCUAAGUGUGGCUGCUGAAAGUACUCACUUUAUCACAGAAUUGGGGGGGGGGGGAGGGAAACAAAGUGCAUUGGGGAAAAACUAGGAUAUUCUGUUAAAAGUGAAAACUUUGAGAGGGCCAGAAUUAAAGCCUUUGGUAUGGGCUUUACUGUGAAGCAGCUGAGAAGACCAGGACCUUACGUCUUUAAACUACAAAGAAACACAGGAUGACCUAGAGACUAGGCAGAGAAAUGCAAUUUCUUUAUGCGUUGCAUUUUGUUCUUGAAAUGAUUUAUUUACCUAGCCUUCAUUUUAUUUUUUAAAAUGAUACUUCCUUGUUUACUCACUUUAAUACAUGGUUUAAAAAUCAGUUUCUAAGGCUCAUGUGCACAGAACACUUAACCACAGUUUAGCACUAUGUGGAUAAGCCUCAGUGAGCCUUAGCUAAGCAUUUGGCUCACACACUGCCCCUUUCACUCUCAUCCUCCUGCAAAACCAAGAGGAGGACUUUUGCCAAGUUUACUUCCAUUUUCAAAAAAAUAUAUUGGUUUAGCAAUAUUUGUGAACCAGGAUUAAAACAAACUAUGGGUAGUGAAGCCAGCUUCAUAACCCAUGAAGUUGGCUUGUUGAGCAACUAACCGUUCUCAAAUUUAUACAAGAAUUCCUGGUUUACAUGUAGUAUAAAGCAUAUAUGAUUCGAAACUAGAAGUAAACUUGACUAAAGUCCUGACUGUGAGGGAGGAGGAGAAAGGGUGUGACUGAGCCUGAUGCUUUGCUUGGAUUUGCUGGGGCUUGUCUAUUGAGCCCUUAACAAGGGGUAGCCAAUAUGGUGAUUUCCGUCAUGUCGGCUACGCCUAUGCUAAUUCAUGGUUUGUAGCUUAUGUAUAAGUAGCCCAUGGUGUACACACCAGCCUGCAUGUGUGUGUGUAUUGAUACUGAUUUGAAACUGAAAGAGUGCAUAUUCUAUUAACAUAACAGAUCCACUAUUUACCAUGCUACAAGUCAGUUUAAGGAAGCUAUUGCUUUAAGAUAAGAAAAUAGACACCUCAACAGAGCGGCCAUAUGGCUUUGCAAGGGAGCAUGGCUUGUAUUCCUUGUAAACAGUAUUUUCCUGGGAGCAGAAGUUCCCAUGAUUGGCCCUGCCUAAUCUGGUUCCACUGUGCAGAUAGCUACUGCCCAGUGGCGAAGUUGCAUGCUCCAGCACCGGGGGUGGAGAGUAGGCGGGGGCGUGGCUGGUGCGCAUCCUAGGUGCGCAUCCCAGGGGGUGUGGCAGGCAUCCUGGGGGCGUGGCACAUCAUCCACGGGAUGUGUGGUGUGUGUCCUGGGGGCGUGGCAUGCCACCCGUGGGGGCAUGGUAUGCGUCCUGGGAGUGCAAUGGGGUGCGUGGCGCGUGUCUGGGGGGGCAGCCGUGGUGGUACCACCCUCCCCAAUGGUACUGGGGGCGAUGCGCUCCCCCCGCCCCCCAUUCCUCCGCCACAUCAGAUUUCAUCAUAGAAAGUAGCUCUCAUGUAGCUGUGACAACAUCUAAUGGGGCCUAGCUUAAAGGGAUGGAAAUAUCCAUUGCAUUUUUAUUCAUUCCUAACGCUGUCAUAUGACAGUAACCUUGAUUCAAAAGUCUAGGAGUACAUUUCCAGGCUAACUAAAUAACGGACCUAUUUUUCCUCCUUUCUUAGAACAAUGACAAACUACGACGUCAUUUAGCGGAGGCCAUUUCUCGCUGCUGUAUGUGGGGAAGUAACAGGGUCGCCUUUGGGGACACCAAAGCCGUUGCCCCUUUAGUGCGUUACCUGAAAUCAAGUGACCCAGAAGUUCAUCGAGCUACUGCACAAGCCCUCUAUCAGCUGUCAGAGGAUCCCAACAACUGCAUCACAAUGCAUGAAAACGGGGUGGUAAAGGUAAGUGGUGGGGGAAUCUCUUCCUUCCUCCCCCCCUCCAUAACAUGAAGAACAAUAAGCCUCAUGACCUAAUGCCACCCUGCUAUGGGUUUCUCCAUCCUUGCUUCACACAUCAUUGUAAGUAAGUAAGUAAAUUUUUAUUUAUACCCCACCCUCCCCAGCCAAGAUUGGGCUCAGGGUGGCUAACAUCAAAUAUCAAAUACAUUAAAACACAAUCAAACAAUUGAUUAAAAUACAGCUUAAAAAUUAGAAUCAGGAUAAAAUUAAACGAUUGCCCACGAAUUACAACUAUAGAGGUCGGGAACCUCAAGUAUUUGGCUGCUGCUGCUUAAGGGGGUGGGGAAAUGUGGAGCACAGUAACAUCCUGUCACAUGCUUUUUUCCUCUCUGUGUUACGGGCAAGAGACAAGAAAAAGAGGUGGGUGUGCCAUGCAUCCCUCAUAUUAUCUAUCCCUGUUCUAAGUUUUCUUUAACUAUACAGUAGUUUUCAUCCACAGGGAUAUUUUUUUCUGCCCCUCUUGAGUGUCUGAAUAGCUCUAGAUACCAUUAGACAAAUGAGAAAUGUAACGUUUUCUUAUCUGAAAAGUUUAAAACCAAAUCUCAUAGCCACCCAACGUUUUUUCUUGGACGGGGGUGAUGAGUAAGGUUGCAAUCCUAACUUCACUUUUUGGGGGGAGUAAAACCCAUUGAAUUUAAUAGGACAUAUGUCUGUGUAGACAUGGUUAGGAUUGGGCUGUAAGCAUCUUUAUCUUUCUUCAGGUAAGCAAAGUAAAAAAAUUUAAAUAAUACAUGUAUUGGUAAGUCUUGUAGUAACAAAUAGAUAGGUAACUGCCAAAAAAAUGACUAAUUUAUUUUAAUUGCCCAAUUUACUUUUAAAGCUUGCAUAAAAUUUGCGUUUUCCAUCUUUAAAAUGCUCAUUUUCAUUUACAAUCUAUGGAGUCAUUAUAGUACUUAAUUACAAAUUAUUAUUCUGGGAACGUAAGAAACGUAUAUGCAGUUCAAACACACUUCACAAAUAAUUAUUUUGGGACUUUUAUUGUUCAGAAAAAUUUAAACACUGUAAAAAUAUUAUUGCUUUGAGCUGAUUUAUCGCCAAAGCUUUUUGCUCUGAAGUCCUCGUUUCAAAAAUUCAAUGGUGGAUCAAGAAAGCAGUGUUUAACAAAACUUAGAAACUAGGAAACUGCACCUAAAUAUAUAUGUUUGAAAUGGAGGUAGUAUCACCAACAUUGAUAUUCCUGAUCCUAUUGAAAACUAUCUCCAGGAUAUUCUGCAUACUUUUCUUUCCAGUUUUCAGUAAAUUUGUUGUCCUCCCCAGAUUUCAGUCUUCUCAUAAAAUACCUGAUCUUUUUUGCCAUAUAAGCAGAGGUAGACGAGUACAACCUAGAUACCUUCACUUCACUUUUUUGAAAAGGUUGGGAUACCCUGCAAAGGUUGUGAUGGAUGGUUGCUUCACCCUGGCAUGUUCAUCACUUGAUGGUUUGCGUGUGUGAAUGGGCCAUCACAGAUAUACUGUACUUUUCCGUGUAUAAGACUAGGUUUUUUUCUUUAAAAAUUAUGCUAAAAAGUGGGGGUUGUCUCAUAUAUGGAUAGUGCAUAGGGUGGACGUUUGAUUGGUUGCUGCCGAAGCUGUCAGCGGCUAUUGGGCAUGUUAUUGGUGGCUGCGUCAAGGGCUGGUGUUGAUUGGCUGAUGCUGCGGCAAUUGGGCGGGCAAUUGGCAGCUUCUGCUGGUGAGGGGACAGACGAGAAGCGGAUUUUGUGAUGCGCGUGUGGGUGAGCGAUAUUUGGCAAUCCCCACCCCCGAAAAAAGCUCAACAACUCUGUGCCAUCUCCCCCCAUUUUCUUAAAUUUGAGUCCCCAAAAAUAUGAAAAAUACAGUAAUUCCAUUUUCAUAUUAACUUGUGUCAGCUCUGAAAUCCUGCCUUUCAGUGGUGAAGUCAGUUCACACAUUAAGCUGCUAAUCACCAAGUGUUCGGCAACCACAGCAACUCGGGCGAAGACCCAUUGUCAGUCUAAUCCCAGGCAAGAGAUGGUAACAGCCCCUGAGAUGAGCUUAUCAUUACCUUCUUUAGUCUCUGCUUUGGUACGUUUCUAAUUUAGGAACAUUUGGACAACAAAUUUGGAAAUUGGCACCCUUAUCUUGGCAUGUUCUGAAUAUCUUUUCGUCUUAUAAAAAGAAGCCUGUCCCACCAAGCUGUAGGUUUAUUGGAGCAGUUCAACAGAAGCAGAGCCCUGCAGCCCUUUUGGUGAUAAAUGAGCCAUUUCAAAUAAGUGGAGCUGUGGCCAAUUUGUGCAGAAGGAAUCAUUAAAACGUUUUUAAAUAAGACAGUUUUGAAGGUUCGGAAUAUAUAAACAAGGUAUGCUAAACCCAAAUAUAUACUGCUCAUUUUAAUGGAAAAGGUUGCUGCUCUCGGCGAGUCUUCCAACUUUAAGAGGAUUUGCCAAAAAGCCAAAGAAUCUGGCACGGGCCGUAGAUAACAGUUCCAUCUUUCAUCUAGGUUUCUCUUCUGUAUUUAUCUUGCUUGAGAGAAUGCAGGGAAUGUCCUUUCCUUCCGACUUGGCAUCGUUUCUAAACCACAGAAAUACACUGAGCAGCUUCUUGCAAUUGUCUUAAGGCAAAUUUCAGUUUAGGAGACUUUGUUGAAAAGUCAGGCUGGGAUCCAAAGGGCCCUUUGCAUGAGUGGAAAGCAUUCUUCAUGCGUGCACAGAGGGGUCACUGAUUUUCCGUCCUAUGGAUCUCCUUGUGUUGCCUCUCAUGCAACUCUGGAAAGUUCUAUGUUCUACAUAAGUGGCAUUUAGUGAAGGCGGAUGACAGAACCCCUGAUUUGUACUUGAAAUAGCUUUGAAUCCUGGCUAGGGUUCCUUUAAUUUGAAAAAGCUAGAAGACCUCCCGGGGGAACACUGUUUGUAAAUAGUACUAUCAUAUAUAUAUAUAUAUAUUUAAAGUUAUAUGUACAGUUAAUAAAAUGAGUUUCUUAUAACUGGCAGAUACUGGGCUUAGCACACGGAGGCAGGGUGCCAGGUUAUUACUUUUGGCACUGAGCAAAGCGAAAAUAGUUUCCUUGCAAAAGAAACUAUUCACAGAAGCUGAACAUAAGAAAUAACAAUAAAAAUGGUAUUUCAGACUUCUUGACUAGCCUUUUUGGCAUUCGUUGAAAAUACGAUACAUUUCUGCCUGAAAACAGCAAGUUUAAUUUUACUAACUAGAUAAAAUUUGUAACUAUUGAACUCGCACUCCGGGGUCACCACCAUCUGUGUGCAUGUAUGGAUACCCUUUUCUAGAACUUGAGGGUCUUUUCAAUUCUUGGGAGCAUUUUUGCAGAGUCCAGUAGAUAAUGGCCACCUCAGUGAUGCCAUAGCAAUGUAUUUUUGCGUAACAUACCAGGGAUUGGUUAUUUGUGUGCAUUAAUAUGGAAGCAGCAGCUGUUAUACCUAUUUAUUUUUAUGGAAGUAAAACAGGUAGAGGAGGGGAGUCUCAUUUUUACAGCAAGGUCUCCAUUCAUGUCUUUCUAGCUACGGAGGAGAGGAAUGCGCUUCAUUCUUUGUUCUUUCUUUGUUGGCUGGUUGCUUGGCAGGCUCCAAGCAAGUGGUGAAGCUUAUAUAUCUAUUUGUAGUCUCUAGGUCAUGCAGCACCUUUAAAAAAUCUUCAGUCUUGUAAAAGUUCUGAAGUCCAGCAGCUGGUGGGACAAUUUAGGACUGGAUAGGGCCCUAAGGGUGGAGACUGGAAAGCUUCUACUCAGAUCUACUCUACAGGUGUGCAAAAAUAUCAAAUAAUGUUUUUGAUCCUCUUAGGCCUGCAGAAAUGUAUAGAAUAUAUUAAUUUGACAUUUACUUCACCCCACUUAUUAUGCUUCACCUGCAAGUCCUUAUGGAAUUGCAACUUUGCAUUGAUAAAUGGCCAGGCAUUGAAACUUCUGGAUUGAGUCCCGACUCCAUCUUCCUGCUUGCCUCUUCCUCCAUUCAGGGCUGUCUGCUGUUUUGGGUUUUAUUUGCAAACUGCUGGGAUAUUGUUAUUAUUAUCGUCAUCAUCAUCAUUAUCAGCAGUCACAUUAACAGAAAUAGCAACAGCAACAGCAGCAGCAGCAGCAGCAGCGAUGGUGAUGAUAGAGCAAGAUAAAUGAAUAAAUAUGUAUUUUUUAUAAUAAUUUUUAAAGCCCCCACAAUUUUCUAACCACUGUCCAGAGAUUUUUUGGGGAGUGGGGUGGGGAACAGUCAUUGCCUACAGGCUCACAAUCCAAGAAAAAUGACACAACAGGGAGAAGGGAUGGUGAGGGGAAAAAAUUCUGGCACCAAUUCCGAAAGGUACACAAUUGUUACAUUUAAAAAAUGGUGCUUGAUUUUUGAAGGUCUCCCCACCACUGCCCUUUUUAUACUUUGAAUGAGCUUUGACAAGUAGGGGGCAGUGGCUUUGUGAAUAAGAAAGCCAAUCAACGAUGUGCACAGUUCUGCUUCUUGACUGACACCAGAGCCUGCGAAUUUAUGCCGUGCAAAUUCUGCUUCUCCUCAAGCCACAAUAAUGAGUUCUCCUGUUUGUGGUCUUGGUGAGAAGGUUGUACGUGCAGCAGAACUUCAGCCACAACAUUUUCAUAAUAGACUUGUUACUUACAUGUUUUUGCCCUGUACACAUCCUCAAUUUCAGUCAGUAUGGAGACCCACAUUGAGCUUGAGCACCUGUGAGGAGCUCACGGCCAUGCGGACUGUCACAUUCCUUUCACAUGGAUAUGUUUCUUCUUUCAUUGAAAGAAAUGUGCUCAGCUUUUAGAGCAGGAAAGCUCCUAUUUGGAUCUCCCACACUUAAAAACCAACAAUUGCUGGAUUGAGGGAAAUAUAAAUAAACUUCUGGAUUGAGACAAGUACAAGUUUAGAGACUGAAAAGCAGUUAAGAAAAUGUAAUGUUUAGAGACAAAAUGUCUGAAAGAGCUCCAGCUCUAGCAGAACUGUAGCUGCAGAUCAGAUGAACUAAGCUGAUUUCCCCUGGGGCUGAGACUUAGUUAUUGGUAAACAUUCUUGGGCUUCUGACAAUUGCACUUUUAUGCCCCAGUACAGAGGUUUUGAAAACCAUUUUGGUUUAAUACACUAGACCUCCUCCCAUCCUCUUAUUUUGUUGUUGUUUAGUCUCUUCGUGACCCUAUGGACCAGAGCACGCCAGGCACUCCUGUCUUCCAUUGCCUCCCGCAGUUUGGUCAAACUCAUGCUGGUAGCUUCGAGAACACUGUCCAACCAUAGCUUUAACUAUACGGACCUUUGUUGGCAAGAUGAUGUCUCUGCUUUUUAAGAUGCCGUCUAGGUUUGCCAUCGCCUUUCUUCCAAGGAGCAGGCAUCUUUUAAUUUCGUGACUGCUGUCACCAUCUGCAGUGAUCACGGAGCCCAAGAAAGUAAAAUCUCUCACUGUCUCCAUUUCUUCCCCUUCUAUUUGCCAGGAGGUGAUGGGCCCAGUGGCCCAUCCUCUUAUUACGCUUAUCCAUUUUAGAGGGAUGCAUUCUGUUGAGGCACUAUAAGCUCCUUAUGGUUGAGAGAUUCUGCCGUGGUCAGGGCUACCCAGUGAACCCAAGGCUGAGCCGAGAUUUGAACUUUGGUCUUCCAUGUCCAAAUGCAGUACUUCAUUUGUUCGGACCUGUCAAAACCCUAUCCAUAGGGGUCAGAAUGCUUGACGCACAUUUGCGUGGCGAUUCCCGCCCCCUCCCAAAGAUAGAAUAAAUAAAGACACAGGACACCAGAAUUUAGGUUAACGGGCGAAAAAUGGCCACAAGUUUAUUGAUUACAGGAAAGAGCGGUAUUGGCUUUAGGCAUUGGCCCUAUCAGACUAACCGGUAUAAACCUGGAAGGGUUAAGCACCAACAGGGGGAGCCCCCGAGAUGCACAUCCCUAGGCGCUCCCCGAGGGGUUACCGCUCGGGAGCGCGCUUUAGGCCCUAGCCUCCGUAGGUUUCGGACAAGGCGACGCCCCCCGGAGUCCUUUAACGAACUACCCUUCAUCAUUUGGGGGAGGUGAUGGCGUUCCUCCCCCCCAACUCAUUUGCAUAAUAAUACCCCUGCCAAUGCCUAACUGCCAAAACCAAAGGUGUUGUGACGUUUUGCUACGAGGUAGGCGAAAAAACCAAGUGGCUUCCAAAAUACAGCCAAUUAGCCAAAUGCAAAAACUCCUACCAGGCCCCUUGCAGCGACCAGCCGAAGCCCAUAGCAAAGUCCAAAUGCCAACCUAGAGGGCGGGUGGGUGGGAAAACCGCAGCUGCAAAAUGGAGAAAAGGGGCGAGCAAGGGCUGCCCCGACCUUAAAUGCCCCCCGUAUAAGCCCGCCCCCACCGCCAGCUGAUUGGCUGGCGGGGCGAAUGAUGAAUAAUAAUGAGACCCGGGAAUCCCUGAGUCCCGCGGGGCUGCAGCCAGCCUCGCGAGGAUGUGGAUGGGGACGUGAGCCCGCAAACCCCCCCCCUCCUGAUGUCGGGAGUGGCUUUAGCAGUGCACUGGUAUAAAAAGACAGUUACACGUAAUUUACAGCACGUAAAUUGCAGGGGAUAGAAAGAAAAUAUUGUAGCAUCCUAGCUGCUACGAGGAACAUAACUUUUUGUAAACACACACCCCACAGAAAAGUAAACUAUUGUCAGAAAGUGGAUCUGCCUAGAUCCUGUGUGUAAAGGGGUGGGGGGGGACCAAAUAACCCUGCUUAUUCGUUCAACAUGUAUUAGAGCAAAUGAAUCUGAACAAGCCUUCUAAACUCAACAGAGAACCGGCAGGAAGGGUGUAUUUGGGGAAGACAUUCCAUAGUUGUGUUAUCACCACUCCACAUUCCCAUAGAACAAACUUCUUCAGAGUGGCACAUUGGAUAAAGCUUCCCCAAGUUUAGCUUAACUGGUGGUGCUGGAGAGGAAAUAUAAUGUAAAAUAGGGAUUUGCAGCAGAUUUGAAUGAAGCCUGAACUAAACCAGAGUGAAGCAGCAUCUCUUUGAAAUGCCUUUAACUGAAGUUGGGGACCUUGGAAGCAACUUAAGGGUGAUUUGGCUAUUUGAACAGUGUCUGCAAAACUUGGUUUUUGAAAUCAGGAUUCAGAUUCUGACCCAGGCUGAAUUUGGCAACAUCUGAAACACUUCAGAUCAAAUCAGGCUGUUUUUUAGAGUGCUGAAUAGGAGUCCAUACUGAAUCAUGCAGUCAUUGCAUACCCCUAAUAUAUAACUAUGUCAAGUUUUGGUUAACGGAGCUAUCCGUUGGGCCACCUUGCCAGGAUGUUAGUGAACAACACAUAUCCAUCUGCUUACACUUCUGUUUUUGAUUUAAACCCAUUGAGAAAGAGUCUUUGUGGUGUUAUUGAAUAUUUUAGCUCUGUACUCUGAACUUUAUGCAGUCUUUAGAUAGCUCUUUUAAAUACAGACUGGAAAAGUAGUCAAGGUAAUAAAAUGCUAGCAGAAAGCUAGGACUUGGAAAAGAAGAACUCUGCUUACCUUACAUUAAUAUAUAGGAAAGGGGAAAUUCAGGCUGCUAACAAUAUAAAGCAAUUGAAAUAAAUAUAGAAAAGAGAAUCUAAGGCAGAUAAAAGAUAAGCAAAGGGGGAUAUGGCAAUGGUUGAAGAGAGUGAGUCCCAUGGGUGAGACUUGUGCAGAUGUACACAGUGAGGAGAAAAGCAACAAGUCUGGCAAAAUCCAUUCCCCCUAAUGUCUAUUACAUAUGGUGAGUCACCUGGCUCCUCUUUUAAUCUUAGUAAAAUGAGUUUCCAUUGAAUGGAAGCAAGUGUGUGUGUAAUAUAUCUAUCACAAAGAACUUUGUCCUGUCUGUCAGUUCAAGUGCCUUCUUUGUAUGUUAAUCGUCUCUCAAAAUACAAUAGCAUAAACAUAAAAUUGAAAAAACACUUCAGGUGAAAGUAUGCUAUAAGACAUUUGGCUUCAUAUUUUCUGGAUUAUCAGAACUCCUAUUGCUUUUCAAGGGAUGAAUUUUAUAUCCCAUAAGACUUUCUGUACUCUCUGAAUGUUUACGGUGAUUUGAGUUUUUCUAAAUGUUGAGCCAAAACUCUUAGAGUUGUAUAUAGACUCCAACAUUCUAAUUUUAAUGAUGUAGACUAAUGGUUCUCAAAAUGGACUUCAGUUGAAUACUUAGCCAGGUAACAUCUCCCCCCCUCCAGUCAAUGGGUCUCCAGCCUGACCUUUCCCCUUCUCAAUCUAACUUAAUAGUGCAGUAUUGAAGAAAGGGAUAAGUUCUGCAAUCCUGGAAUCAUAGAACUGUAGAGCUGGAAGGUGUACCCCAAGGGCCAUCUAGUCCAACCCCCUGCAAUACAGACGUCUCCAGUGAAGCAUCCAUGACAGGUGGCCAUCCAACCACUACUUUAAAACCUCUGAGGAAGAGAGUCCACUCCCUCUCAUGGGAGUCUGUUCCCCUGUUGAACAGCUCCUACUGUCAGGAAGUUACUCCUGAUGUUUAGUUGGAAUCUCCUUUCUUUUGACUUGAAGCCAUUCAGGUCCUACCUUCCAGGGCAGGAGAAAACAAGCUUGCUCCAUUUUUCACGUGACAGCCCUCUAGGUAUUUGAAGAUGGCUAUCAUAUCUCCUCUUAGUCUCCUCUUACUCAGGCUAAACAUACCCAACUCCCUCAACUGUUCCACACAAGGCUUCCAGACGCUUGAUAAUCUUGGUCACCUUCCUCUGCACACAUUCCAGCUUGUCAAUACCCUUAUUAAAUUGUGGCACCCAGAAUUGGACACAGUACUCCAGGUGUGAUCUGACCAAGGCAGAAUAGAGUGACAAUAUUACUUCCCUUGAUCAGGACACUAUACUUCUGAUGAUGCAGCCUAGAAUAGCAUGAGCUCUUUCCCCCCCUGCUGCAUCAUACUGUUGGCUGUUGUUAUCAGCUUCUCUACAAGAAUAUCAUGGGGAACUUUGUCAAGUGUUGAUGGAUAAUGUAUCCCCACCCCACACUUUACUGUUUCCAGAGUCCAAAUAUCAUUCCUUCUUAAUGUACUACCUAUUCAUAAGCCUGUCCCUGUUCUCCACAAAAGCUAGUGGAGCAGCUGGAGCUCUGUUGACAUAAGAGGAAAGGUCUACAUUUGGGAAGAUCAUGUUUGCCUGUUGCAUUAGAUCCUCUUGGUCAGAGAGCAGGUGUUCCCCCAUCCAGUCCCUUUCCUGAUUGCAGAGUCUUACCCUUCCUUUUUCUCCAAGACUAUUCACUUAACCUGUGGAGAAAGAGGAAGGAUGUGCAAUCAUGGAAACCAAUGAACAGGAUAAACUCAUUGCACACCAAACCCUGUUGUCCUCCACCAGCGAUUCUGCAUCUCCUGCUCUUUCUUGCUUCUCCUGUCCUCUGCUCCUUUUGUUCUUUUCCUACAUUUUCUAUUCUUCCUUUAUUUUUGUCUACCUCCAACCUUGUCCUUCUGUGUGUUGGUGGCCACAUCAAAGACUCAAAAAUUAUUUAUACAGCUUACAUAUGCUUGAAUACAGCUGAACUAAGAUCAUGGCCUGGAUUCAAAGAGCCAGAAGCACAUGCCCAAAUGCUUUGUCAUGCUCACUAGGACUUCCCUCAAAUACCUUGCAUGACCACAAGUUAUGCUAUUUGAAAGACCAUUCUUAGGACAUCCUGAUUUUCAAUAGCAGUUUUCCAAGGGGGCAGAUUGCAAUCAGGAACUCCCUGUCUCUCUCUCUCUGUCUCUCUCGUCUCUGUCUGUCUGUCUGUCUGUCUCUCUCUCUCUCUCUCUCUCUCUCUCUCUCACACACACACACACACACACACCACUUUGGAUUCCAGCCCAUGUCCAUAUGUCAGAUUAUUAUAGCAUUUGCCACAGGCUUAGAUCCCCCUGCUAACUGCAGUUAUCUACAGUUAAUUCUUGCCCAGUGGUGUGUUCACAGUUUUGGAUAAUACCUCAUUGUAACCAGUUUGGACUGAUCCAAAUCCUUUAACUUCUUUCAAAAAUAGGUUUCAAAGUCUGCAUAUCCACUAACUAUUGCCUAUUUCCAUAGGGACCACCCACUGUUGCUCUGUCGUUGUUUCUGCCAUGUUCCUCAUGCAAACACCAUUGUAAAACAUCAGCUGAAAUUCCAGUCAAUGCAUAAACAUUUAUUAAUCUUGCAUUAAGCUGACAGUUACUGUGUUCACAUAGUGAUAACAGAUGAUGUGCUAACAAUGGUUUUGUGGAGCCAAGCCGACGCAUUGUAAUUAUCAAUGUGGGUCACCCGUAAGAGUAACUUUCAGUUAACUAGCUUUCUUGUUUUCUAGGUUUAUACUCUCAGGAACUUUAAAGCAUGCUAGACAACAUUUAUAAGCUUCCCCCACCAUCUUGUAAUUUUAAUCCCUCUGGUCCUAUGCUAAGGAUGAAGAAAGGAGUAAUUGUUAUUCUUUCCUAAGGACAGCACAUAUUUCUGCUUUUUUAAAUUAAAGUGGCUCCCCACACUUAAAAGAAGUUCACUAAAUACAAAUGACAUUUUUACCUAUGAAGGUUAAAAUGAUUCUGGUUUUAAAUCCGUAGUACACAUCUAAAGCCUACCUAUAUGAGGAAGAGGCAUGCACAAGUUCCAAGAGUCACCUUGUAAUUGUAUGUUUUUACAGAUUCUGAUACUGUGUGUUUCUGGGUCACUCUGUGCUCUUUCCACUUCAGUCUGUGUUUUGGGUUCUGAACAACUCUGUAUAAAAGUUCACUGUAAUGGAUAAUUUAAAAUCUGAUGUUACUUUCCCCUCUUUUGCCAAAGUGGGUGAAAUUUACAGGUAUAGGAGCCCCUCCAGAUUGGAUUAAGCCUGCCAAAUUGCAGGCAGAUGGAAUCCAACAAAAAUAGAGUCCAAUAAAAAGAGGGCAUAGAGUCCAACAAACUCAGAAUAAUAAAAGGGGCAGACUCCACCACAUGUCUUCACAUAAUGCAUAGUGAAACAGUGGAAUUCACUCCCACAAGGUUCAGUGAUAGCCACCAACCUAGAUGGCUUUAAGGGAGGAUUAGACAAUCGUGGAGGAAAAGGCCACUGAUGACUAUUAGCUGCGAGGGUUAUGUUCUGACUACCAACUGUCAGAGUUGGUAGGCUUCUUGAAUACAAAUUGCUGGAAACCAAAAGAGAGGGAGAGUGGUGUCAUGCUCAACUCCUCCUUUUGGGCUUCCCAUAGACAUCUGGUUGGCCACUGUGAGAACAGGAUGCUGGACUAGAUAGGCCAUUGGUACACCAGGAGACGCCUUACCAUAAGUGUUCCUAAGAAAAGAAGGCAGUCAGCCCCAUGGAUCCACCUUCUGACAUCUCCUGUUUGUUCUGGGGUAAGGGCUUAGUGAGCAUCUUGGCUUAAUGCAAUCUCUGAUGGCAUGCCAAUAGUUAGGUUUCAGUCCAAAAGGGAAUUUCCCAGUGUCCAUUUUCAGCUGGAAUCUGUUCACUUUCGGCCACAGUAUCAGAGGCCAAGUUCUCUUUCGGCAGUGUCUGCGUUCCAAAUAUUGUGUUACCCUUUUGUUCAUCUGGAAGCAGAAAGAAGCUCUGGAUUUAAGUAGCAAUGAAAUGGCAACUGAGUUUUCACCCUAAUUAUUUUUGGAUUGUACCGCAUGUUGUAUUAUUUAUCAUUUAAUCAAACAGGAAGCCUUUUUUUCAGAGAGGCAAAUUACAUGUGUAAAACAACACACAAACCAGGGUGCCUCAAAUGUUUCCAGUCUCUGAUUCAGUGUUGAAAGCAAAAUGUUGGCUGCAUCCAGACUGAUACUUUUUUGGAUGUGUUUCCACCAUAUGUUUUAGUUCAAGACAAUAUUUUCUUUUUAUGUUGUAUUAUAAAAAUCAUGUAAAAUGUUCUUUUGGAGAAUGGCUACUAUUCCUCUCCUUUUGCUAAUUAGAAGAUCACAGUACAAGGAAUCUGACAUCGUUUCAUAAAAUAGUAUGUGGAAGAAGCAAAGCACUAAACUGGAAUAGAAAAGUGUCAUCAGCAAUUUCUAGCAUCACUCAGAAACAAUAGCCUGCCAUUGUGAUAGUGAAAUGAAGCAGCCAAGAUGACAUUAAGUUGAAUAAAUAUAUUGCAAGCUAAGAUCAGUAUUUAUGUUGCUCUCUAUUACUAGGUAUGAUUGCAGUUUAUUUCCGAGAAGGGUAAAACACAUUUUCCCAAAAACAUUAGAAGUUUCAUUUUGAAAGCUUCUUUGGCAAUGGACCUCUUGAGAAAGUUGGGCCCACAUAGACACCUCCCCACAUGUGGUUCAGCUACUGCCUUUGCACUUCCGAUGUAGGAAUGGAUCAGUCUUUUUUCAGUGUGUAUUUGUAAGUCUGUUCUGCCCUGCCUCAGCCCCAAUCUGUUUUAAACACACACAUAUAUAUACACACACACAUUACAAUUCACAGUAUUUUGGUAUGCAUUUCCCCCAAAGCACAUGGGGUUUGUAUGCAUUUAAACAAAAAUAUGCAUUCUUGUAUGCAUGUGUGUUGAGCGUGUUUGUAGAAUCUAAAUGAAUCAGCCCAAGAUUUAUUUAUUUUUAAUGAAACCCUUGUUUGUUUAUUUUGCCAGACUUACAAAAAAUGGCAGAGUUGCUCUCCUGUUUGCAUGGUAUUGCCUGUGGCUUAUAUUUUCGGUGAGACUUUUUAUGAAAUGUCUUUUUUAAGCUAUCAAUUAUAUGCCAGUAUAAUGGAACUGGUCGUGUGAUGACUUUGCUAGUGGGAAUUGUGACUCACAUCCUUAUUAGAACAGGAAGCUUGCCAAGUAUAAAGAUACACAAAUUUGUCAUGUCCAUGUUUUAUAUUUUUAGGUGCAGACUUAAAACAUCUUUAAAAACACACACACACAAAGAUGUGAAGUGGCUCCAGAAGGGUAAAGAAUCAUGAAAGAAACAAAGGAUAAAGCAAUAGUUUUAGAGGGACUUCCCAGGGAAGAGGCACUCACAAAUGCUGUUUUAGUCAUAGGAAUCUGGUUUAAUGAAUUGGUUACCAAGUCAAAAUCAUCCAAAGGACUUCUACUGUGAAAAUUAUUUUGGGGUUUAUCACUGAGGAAGGCAAAAGAUCUGCUGUGAACACGCAGGAUAUAAUUGUAAAUAGCCUAUUUUUCAAAAUGCCAUACUUAAGGCUUUAUUGAAACCACCCUAUGUACACUAUGUGCAUGCAUAUUUUUGGUUUUGAAUCAGGCACAUGGAAUACUUCUGCCUUUAACUCAUCUGCAAGGUUUGCAGGAAAAUUGCUGCAUGCCUGAGGGAACAUGUUGCAAUUAGAGUUGAUCAGAAUUGCAGUUCGUGGAAAGAAACAUAAAUAGGGGGUGACAUUUUAGGAGUUUUGUGGCGGAAAGCACGUCAGUAAACACAAAGGAUAUAAAGAAACAGAGCUGAGCAAUGCAGUCAUUUCCUAGGCAAGCGCUAUGCCUUUGCUAUUAAUCGAUAAAGCACAGAAACAUCUGAGUCUUCUCCCCUGUUCAUUGAAGUCAGUGACAGAAGUUCCAGUUCUCUCCUUGUCAUCUAGGUUGGGCCCUAACUUUGGGACUAUAGUGGUACCUCGAGUUACAAACACCUCAGGUUACAAACGCCUCAGGUUACAAACUCGGCUAACCUGGAAGAGUUACCUUGAGUUGAGAACUUUGCCCCAGGAUGAGAACGGUGCAGCGGCAGCAAGAGGCCCCAUUAGCGAAAGCAUGCCUCUAGUUAAGAACAGUUUCAGGUUAAGAACGGACCUCCAGGAUGAAUUAAGUUCGUAACUAGAGGUACCACUGUACGUUAAUUGUAUUUUCGAUAACUGUUACAGAAAUUAGCAGCCUUUUGAGUGGGUCCACAGAAGCAUGAUUUGCAGACUAAUUCUUAUACCAUAGUGUUCUUUCGUAAGGUAUGCCAACAGUUGUCAUACUGUACAGACAUAUCACAGAUCACUUUUCAGUCACAGCACUCCAUUGUAUUUAAUAAGUGCAUUUUCCUCUAAUGCAAGCCGUGCCCAUCAACAGAUAAUGAAACCUGGCAUGUGUUAAAUGUGUUGUUGUUUUUGUUUAGUCGUUUAGUCGUGUCCAACUCUUCAUGACCCCAUGGACCAGAGCACGCUGGGCACUCCUGUCUUCCACUGCCUCCCGCAGUUUGGUCAAACUCAUGCUGGUAGCUUCGAGAACACUGUCCAACCCUCUCGUCCUCUGUCAUCCCCUUCUCCUUGUGCCCUCAAUCUUUUCCAACAUCAGGGUCUUUUCCAAGGAGUCUUCUCUUCUCAUGAGGUGGCCAAAGUAUUGGAGUCUCAGCUUCAGGAUCUGUCCUUCCAGUGAGCACUCAGGGCUGAUUUCCUUAAGAAUGGAUAGGUUUGAUCUUCUUGCUGUCCAUGGGGACUCUCAAGAGUCUCCUCCAGCACCAUAAUUCAAAAACAUCAAUUCUUCAGCGAUCAGCCUUCUUUAUGGUCCAGCUCUCACUUCCAUACAUCACUACUGGGAAAACCAUAGCUUUAACUAUACAGACCUUUGUCGGCAAGGUGAUGUCUCUGCUUUUUAAGAUGCUGUCUAGGUUUGUCAUUGCUUUUCUCCCAAGAAGCAGGCGUUAAAUUUAUCACUUGGUAAUUACCGUAUUUUUCUCUCUAUAACACUCACAUUUUUUCUCCUAAAAAGUAAGGGGAAAUGUCUGUGCAUGUUAUUGAGCGAAUGUGUGGUCCCUGGAGCCGACUGGCCCAAGUGCAGGGGCAAAAAUCAGGCAAAAAUCAGAUCGUGCGUCACGGAGGAGAGGAGGCUGCUGCUUUCCUGCAUUCUGCCUCAGGGUCUUACUGCCCACCCUCUUCUGUUUUCGGUUGCUGUGUUUGCUCAAACGCAACAAAGAGCAGGGAAAUCCCCUGCCCUCCUGGCAAGCAGAGGGGAAAGGAAAGGAUCGCGUCCUUCCUUCUAAUUCCUUCCUAGUCACACUGCGCGCAGGCUCCAGCCCACCCCGCUCAGCAUUCUAGGGACUUGCAGGCAGCCGGAAAACAUGCAGGUGGGGGAGAGAGAGAGAGAGAGAGGGCUGGCUUGGGUGGGUGGGAGGAAACUUUUGCCUUCCUUUCCUCCCUCCCGUUAAACCCCUCUCCUGCAUUGUUAGCCAGCUGCUUCUCCGCACACCCCUCUCGUGCUCCUUGUCCCUUCUGUGUUUUUCCUUCCCUCCCCACUUAAAACGUGGUUACAAAGCACGGAUCCACAUGGAUCCUCAGGAUCUUUGCAUUGGGUCACCCCAAAUUCACCAUCAGAUCACAUUACAUGUCCAUGGCUACAGCCUGCACCAAAAAAAUCACGCACCCACUGUUGCCUGGGGUUGCAAUGGUGCAAAAACGUGGUUACAAAGCACGGAUCCACAUGGAUCCUCAGCAUCUUUGCAUUGGGUCAUCCCAAAUUCACCAUCAGAUCACAUAGCAUGUCCAUGGCUACAGCCUGCACCAAAAAAAUCACGCACCCACUGUUGCCUGGGGCCACAGUGGUGCAAAAACAUGGUUACAAAGCACAGAUCCACAUGGAUUCUCAGGAUUUUUGCAUUGGGCUACCCCAAACUCACCGUCAAAUCACAUGUCUGUGGCCACAGCAUGAAGCACAAAAAUGAUACAUCCACUGUUUCAUUCAGAAUUUUUUUUCUUGCUUUUCCUCCUCUAAAAAUUAUGUGCGUGUUAUGGUCAGGUGUGUGUUAUAAAGCGAAAAAUACGGUGCCAGGUAAACUGAUUGUCUGCAGAUGGCCUCCUCUCUGAAAAUCAGACACUAGGUAUUCUUUCAGCAAGAUAUUAUUAGCAUGUUGUGGAUCGGGAAGGAAUUCUUGCGUAAACAGAUUUCCUGGUGAUUAUGGGGUUUUUUUGUCUUAAGGAAAGAUAAAAGCUCCAGAACCUCCAGGCAUCUGCUUAUAUAAAAAUUCCUUCCCAAGCCACAAUGUGGCAAUAUUUCCCUUGAGGCUCAACGUUCAGUUGGUGUAUAAACCAAGUGCACUGGAAUAGACAGGGCCAGUUUGUCUAUAGAGCAAAUGGAAUAUUUGAUUGAACUCACAGCCUGUGGCAGAGCUGUGUGAUCAUUUGCUGGUGCCCCAUGCUCUAUAACACUAUCCUGAAAUGCUGCUCUUUUAGCAAUAUACAAUGACUUCUCUGCUGAGUGUGUUGGCCUUGUCUGUGAACUCACAUAGGUGUUGCAAUAUAGGUGCUACACCCUGGUAACAGACUCUAAUUUUGUUUUAUUUAUUAAAUUUAUAUAAAUGCACCGUGUCUUUUAAUUAUAUAGGCAAGUCUGCAAAUGGUGCUUUGGAUUAAGGCAAAAUCCUGCUUUUGCUCUUCUGAGUUGGUGUAGUCGCUGACCAUGUUGCAAAAUCCUACCUUGGGAGUUACCGUAAUUUUCGCUCCAUAACACGCAGUUUUUUCCUCCUAGAAAGUAAGGGGAAAUGUCUGUGCGUGUUAUGGAGCAAAUGCCUACGGAUGGCAGGGGAAUCUGCUGCAGUUGUGAGCAGUCCGUGGCUCGCUUUGAAACAGCAAAGCGGGUGUAAGCGGCUCCUGUCAGCGAGCCGAGCCGGGGAGGAGGGAGAGAAGCAGAGCGGGAGAGGAGCCGCUUACACGAGUGUAAGCGGCUCCUGUCUGGUUGGCUGCUUUAAAACAACCCCGUGCUCUCUGUCCCUGCCUGCAGUUUUUUGCUGUCCGAUUUUGGAUUAGCCACUGUAGGGGCUGUGUGUGUGUGUGCUUGAGCUAUUGUUCUCCUCCUCCUGCUUCCCGUUCACUCUCCCAGCGCCCCUGCGCUCUCCUGCGACUUUAGGAUUGAUACUCUGUGUGUCUGUCUCUCUCUCUGUUUGUGUGUGUGUGUAUGUGUGUGUGUGUGUGUGUGUGAGGCAUCGUUCUCCUUCUCUUGCUUCCCGUUCACUCCCCCAGCGCCCCUACGACUUCCAGUGCCCCUGCGACUUUUGGAUUGAGUGUCUGUGAGGGAUUGUUCUCCUUCUCUUGCUUCCUGUUCACUCCCCCAGCGCCCCUGCGACUUCCAGCGCCCCUGUGACUUUAGGGCGACUUUAGCAUGGAUCCACAUGGAUCCUCAGGAUUUUUGCAUUGGGCUACCCCAAACUCACCGUCAGAUCACAUGUCUGUGGCCACAGCAUGAACCACAAAAAUCAUACAUCCACUGUUUCGUUUAGAAUAUUUUUUUCUUGUUUUCCUCCUCUAAAAACUACGUGCGUGUUAUAGAGCGAAAAAUACGGUAUGUGAUUCUGUGGAUUUUGUGCUCAAUAUGUAGAAACUUAGUAUUUUUUAAAAAAUGGAAUUCAAGCAAGAAAAUGGAAUGUUUUUACAAGUUACAUUGAGAGGUCAGAGGGUGAGGGGUGACUGGCAAGAUGCUUAUUCAGUGCAUUAGUCUAACACAAAUACUUCCUGAAGUAUGAAAUGCUUUGAUCUGCAUAAGCAUGUACCAUAUGUGUGCAGCUGUGAUCCGUGUUUCCCAACCACUGGAAGGUUAGUGAAAGGUAGACUAUAGGUCUUAAGUCUGUGUUCAAUUUCUGCUUUUAUAUUCAGCAGUUCAUAAUUUUAUGUAAUACUGGAGCUGUAUGAAAAAUAUGCACAAGGGCUGAGUGAUAACAGAUUUUUUUGUGGUUUGAUUCAAUGUUGUUUGGGUGGAUUCAAAAUACUCAGGGCCGCAGGCUGAGAAGAAAAAGGGUUUUAAUUAAGGCUAUGUGACUUCAAAAUACCCGAGGCUACAUUAAAAGUUUGGGAAGCUUUUCAAAAUGUGAGGUUCUGUGUAGCUCCUUUAAGAUAAAUGUUUAAGCAGUUGUGUCACAGGCUAGCUGCCGCAAAAUUGCAACAGAGACCGGGAACAACCUUUUAUUGGUGGAGAGCAUAGAUUUUAAGUAGGCAUACUGCCAUGUGGUUGAUUCUGUACUAAGAGUAUUUCCAUGGGCAACGGGGGGGGGGGGGGGGCUGGAUUUGGCUGAUCACACCGUAAAAGAAAAAUUGGGCUGUUGGUUGUCAGAAAAUUGAUGACAGGCCACAGUUUUUAAAAGAAUUUAUCUGAAAUCACAACCCUGAAUGUUUGCACCUGCAAAACCGACUAAUAUUUUUUCCAUUGACUGUAUAACAUCAAGUUUUAGGGAAAUUCACCAAUGCAGUGGUUGGCAUUUACUAUCCUAAGCAUCUAUGAGCUUAAAGGUUUUAGGUUUCUGCUGAAAAGAACAAUCCCAUCUUGAAUUCCCACCCCCACCCCCUAACAUUUAACAUAAUGUAACAUAAUGCACUAUAAGUCACUUGGAGACAUUGGGUAGCAAGCAACUAACAAGUCUAAUACAAUAGUAAUAAUAAUCAAAUAAUAAUUAAUAGCAGACCUACCCUUCCUGUUUCCUCAUAUUUCUGCAUCCCCACCAUCAGCAGCCGGUGAUGUGGAGCUGGGGCAGGGCAGCCUUUUAGUGUCAACCUUUUGUUGAGCAUCACAUUUCAUUUCUACCCUUAUGGGCACUCCACAUGCUACUGAACUUUUGCCUACACAGCAAUUAAUGCCCAUGCAGACGUAAGUUGUUUUCUGAUAUGGGUACACAAAAUUUGACAGCCCCUUUCUGUACUGGCUACCCCAUCUGUGUGCCUUCAGCAGAAAAUAACAUGUCACGAUACAUGCAUAACAAAAUAGUUUUCCUAAUUGAAAAUUUAUCUCCAUUUAGGAAAAAGUGAUGCAUGGCAUGGCAAUAAAAUUCAGCUUUUGGAAGACUCUGACCCUGGAAUCAGCUUUAUCUUUGUGAAUAAUUUUGUGGAACAAACAUAAGAGCAGUCACACUGGGUCAUGCUAAUGGAUUAUCUCACCCCAAAUCCAUUCUUCGACCAGUGACAAUAUCUGGAUGCUUCAAUCAUGACAUUUAAUGAGGGGGGUCACUCUUUGCUUCAAACAACCUUUCUGAGAAAUAGCCUGUGUUUUCUGCCUAACAACCAUUGAUAUGCUUAUCUUAAAUACAUCUGUUUAGCCCUUUUUGGAACUCUGUUAUCCUUUUGGCCACUUUUCGUUCUGUGGAUGGAUUCUUUUGAGAAUCCAGCCUUGAAAACUCCAUUCCAGAGCUGCAGAACAUAUGGCUAUUUUCAUUCAUUACUGGAUAUGUUUCUCUAGGCAUGUUAUUUUAAAAUAAUUUAUUUUCGGUAUAAUGGUUUUGGUUUGGAGCUCCUUCUCAUUUCAUUUUUCUUUCUCUUGCAUGUUGUUAUUUUUUAACAAGCUUCUGCUGGGUAUGGCAGGCUCCACGGACGAAACGCUUCAGGAAGCAGCAGCUGGUUGCAUAGCAAACAUCCGAAGGCUGGCUCUAGCUACAGAGAAAGCAAAGUACGGCUGAAACUCCAAACACAGUUUUUACCACGUCCUCUGAACUUUCCUUUUUAGUACUGCAGCCUGCAAGCUCAGAGUGGGCAGACACUGAAUUAGAAUGCCUCAGAAAUGUGCAUUUAGGCUGUUUUUACGGCUGAUUUACAUCUGAUCAGAAUUAACACAAGAAGUAGAUAUGGAACAAAAUUUGGAAAAAUCCUUUAAUUUAAUUUAGCAUACUAUUUUUUCAGUCCCUCUUUUAGUCCUUUUUUUUUUUUUACUUUUUCUAAAAUUGCACCAGAGGCUAUCGAAAAGAAUGUAAGUUUAAGAACAUUGUCUCUCCGCAUCUCUGUGUGUGUGCGCGUGCGUGUGAUGGGCAUAUAAUAAAGAUGUUUUCCCUUAC
Molecule: messenger RNA, 75093 nt
Organism: Podarcis lilfordi (Lilford's wall lizard)
Lineage: Eukaryota; Metazoa; Chordata; Lepidosauria; Squamata; Lacertidae
Source: the annotation of a GenBank genome assembly